Messenger RNA from Xyrichtys novacula (pearly razorfish), 47490 nucleotides. The record is from the annotation of a GenBank genome assembly. Lineage: Eukaryota; Metazoa; Chordata; Actinopteri; Labriformes; Labridae.
AUGGGAGGGGAAGCAGCUGCUCCCUACUUCACUUCCAAUCCAGGCUCUGCUUCUUGCUCACACACACCAACACGCGCACGAACACACACUCACACACACAUUAGACUGCUGGUCGUGGAGCACCGGACAACAAAGGGUACACACAGGGGGGCUCACUGCAGCCAGGACAGGAUUACAGCAUCCACUGCCAGCGACAAGCUUACCAAACUCUUUUUCUUUUCUUGCUCGGGAAUAAAGCGUCAGUCAGACUGGAGGUGACCGUCAAAGAAGCGUUAAUCGCUCGCGUGGGUAAGCCUGUCAAUUAUAAUCUCGUUUUAAAGACGUGAAUUCUGCUUUUUUAUUUGUCCUUUGCACAAUUGUCUUAGAAAAUUCUUACCAUGAGAGUAAAAACUAAAAAUUCUCAUUGACACUUUCAUGGUUUUCAAAGAGGUGUUAUGAUUGUUUAAUGGUCGCAGUUUCGUUGUGAAAGUGCUAAUGACUGUUGUUCUCCCAGCUGCGCGAGCCGGUUCUGAAUAUUGAUAAUAAAAGGCAUUUAUAGACAGGUAUUGAUUCGUGACUGUCACUGUCUCCCUUUUCAAUAACUCUGCGCACUCUGACAGACAGUCGUCAUGAAGCAUGCUGUCCACCGCCCGGCUUAACAGCACUUAAUCUGUCAUUAGGGAGUUAUUUUCAGACAAGGCUACCAGGCGACGGGUACCGGCUGGCUACUUUAGCAAGCCGUCCAAGCCUCCCUUCAACCGGUUUCGUCCUUCCUCUGCGACGCUCUGUUUUUGUUUACUUAGUCGUCAGUGAAAAACUUUCCCCCCUCGUGCUUCUGUUUGUCUCCCCCCAGACAGUACAGCCGUACUUGUGAGCCUCGGCAGCGAGAUGGAGAUGGAGCAUUUCGACGUCGACCGGGACAAGGCUCAAAGACAUGGCCGGUCCAGUGCGAAGAUGAACGGGGUGCCGAGUCCUACACACAGCGCCCACUGCAGCCUGUAUCGGACCCGGACCCUGAAGACUCUGUCAGCGGAGAAAAGAGCCAAGAAGGUCCGUUUCUACCGCAACGGAGACCGGUACUUCAAUGGUAUAGUUUAUGCCAUCUCUUCAGACAGGUUCCGGACCUUUGACGCCCUGCUGGAGGACCUGACCCGCUCCCUCUCUGACAAUGUGAACCUCCCCCAAGGCGUCCGGACUAUCUAUACCCUGGAUGGCUCUAAGAAGAUCAUGGCUAUAGACCAGCUGGUAGAGGGUGAGUAUACAGCAUUACAGCACUCAUGCAUAGUUUAUAAAGAGUCAAACUCUUCUUUGCACCAGAGCCUUUACCUGAAACCCCAUUCUAGCCUGGCCAGUGCCUCUUUCUGUAUAUAUUUAUCUUUGUUCUUUUGCCAUGAACCCACCAGAAGACUCAAAUUAAACCUGUCUGCUAUAGACUGGUCUGACAUAGUUUUCAACUUGAUAGUUUUGGCACAGACUCCCCCAAAUUACGAGGAUUUUGGCACUCACUUGAUGGCCAUGUGGUCAUAGAAGCGUAUGUUUGGGCUCAGAUCCGCUCUCUCUUGAUCUGUAUUACUCUCUUACAAUACAUAAAAUGUGGUAGAAGUUGCUAACAAUAUCACUGGAUGACACCGGUAUCAAAAUACGUGAAAACCAGAAGUAUAGUAGGAAUUACAUUUCAAUAUGUUUUCUCAUUGGUUUUGUUGCCUAUAGCUACAUAACUGGGAUAACUACACUUGUGUUUUAAUUAUAUCUCUACGUUCUUUACAAUUUUUGUUCAAGAUUGAUUUUUUUCUGAAGGUCAUGUGAUUUAAUUCAAUAUUUUUUGCAAUAAAUCUCUCCUCGCUUAUUCCAACAGGUGACAGCUACGUGUGCAGCUCUAUCGAAGCCUACAAAAAGUUGGAUUAUGCGAAAAAUGUCAACCCCAACUGGUCAGUGAACGUCAAGGCCUCUGUGGCGUCCGCUCGGGGGCCUCCCUCCCUCAGCAGUACCAUGGCCGGUGCUCCUGAGAGCCGUGAAAUCAAGGACUUCAUCCGUCCAAAGCUUGUGACCGUGGUGCGGAGCGGCGUGAAGCCCCGUAAAGCUGUGAGGAUCCUGCUGAACAAGAAAACAGCCCAUUCCUACGAGCAAGUCCUGACUGACAUCACCGAUGCCAUCAAGCUCGACUCGGGGGUGGUGAAGAAGAUCUACACACUGGAGGGCAAACUGGUGAGAAAUCUUUGGUUUAUGGUUGUAGAAGAGACAUGCAGCUGGUUUUAUUUGUACUCUCAGUGCUUCUUUGGAGUGUUGGACGUAUCUUUGACUUUGGCAUGGCUGAUAAUGCAGAUGGGCAGUCUGCAUCCAAGGAAGUAGCAUUUCUCGUUGUUUUACUGGACCUCUCUCGUCUCAAGUCAUACAUUAUGCUGAUGCUAAGUGGAAAGUGUCCUCUCAUAAGCAGUCUCUAGACAAAAAAGGCCAGAUGCUGAGAUAGAAGUGUGAUAAAAUGUGUCUUUGGUGUGCGGUACUAUGUUUCAGGCACCUGUUUUCAAGCUAAAUGGAUGUAUCAACAGACAGACAGAAGCACCACAGCGGCUAAAUAUUUUAUGACCACACUCUCAUUUCUCUUUCAUGAGCCUUUUAUGAAUGAAGUGUCGCCGCUCACAGCCAGAAGUGAAGCAAGAAACAGUGACACACAGGCAAAAAGAGGUCAGGAGAAGGUAAAGAUGGAAGAGAUCUGUGAAUGGAGCCCACGCUGCACCAGAGCGCGGCCUCUCAUCACAGAAAUGAAUCAGGGCCCCUUGAUAGUCCUCCCACCCAUUCAGCUCCCUCUCUCAGCUGUGGAGGGAGACACUAUAAAAAGACCACGAUUGUACAUCUUGUAUGCGUUUACCUGCGCACUUAACCUCCACAAAGUGAACGUAGGAGAGUUAAUGGCUUGUGCCGUAGAUGAAUAUGAUUAAAAACACUUUCACUGUGCUCCCUCAUGUUUAUUUAGUGUGUAUUUUUCAAGGUAAAUAGAUAAAGACGACGUCACAUUUUGGAUCUCUGGGAUCCAGGUUUUGCGACAGACUUCAGCUCUCUGCCGUCCUUGUGUUUGUCCUUAUUUCACCUCUUGAUCUUAAACAUGACCCCAUCUCAUUAUCAUUACCUCGUGUCUGUCUGCUCCCCUCUUUCGGCCUCUCUGUCCAGAUCCGGAUUAUCAAAUGUAGCAACAUAGAGCCACUUCUUUCUUGGCAAAGGCCUCAGAAUUAAACUGUUGUGCUGAAAGAGAUCGUGUCUGAUUUAAAGGGCGUUGUGCCAUUCUGUGUCAUACAGCAGUAAUCAUCCUCUAAAUGCCCAAUUUGUGGCUCAUUUUUUAAUGAAUAUGCACUUAGCCUUAGGGGCCUCUUCACUCUCAAUUGCCACUUGAGUUUUUUGUGUUACCGUUUAUCCCACUUCUAAAUCUCUGUCUUCAUGUUUUGGCAUUAGCGUGUUGUUUUCCUCCGAAGCCUUAUAGUUUAUGUAAUAAUCAACUGGUUAACUCUCAGGAAGUCUCUCCAGAUUUCCUCUCCUAACUGACUGUUAGAUCCAAGCAGCCGAUAAAAUCUCAGGAUCAGCUUUUUUUUUUUUUUUUUCCUGAGAAACCUCCUGUUGGGGAUUAAACUUACGCUUUUGCACAAUGCCUACUAACACUGUGGUUGCCAUUGGUUACUGUUAUCCGAGAGAUUAUACAACAACUGCUGCUCUCGCCCAGUUCAACCCUUCUGAGAUUGGAAAUAAAACUAGUAUGGUUAUGCUAUUUUUAGGUGCAGUAUUGAUUGGGCCUGUAGGCAUGGUAACACACUCACUGCCAAAUGGGCUGGGCUUGGCUGAAUGCAGAAACAACUCCUUAUUUUUGUGUGAGUGUAUAUAUAGAUAUGCGGCAUGAUUUUGAGUUGGUAAUUAUCUUGUUAAGAGACAGGCACAGAGAAGAAAUGUGAAUUCUAAGCUAGAGUAGCAAUCAAGACUGGGGGAAAUGGUUUUCUAAAGGAUUUUUGCUCAAGUUUGGCAACGUCUGUGUGUGUUUUUCUCUAGAUGAGGGAAAUCCUUGAGUGCCUCUGUACACAACCUUUUUCCAGAACAGACGAGAGCUCUCAAGAAACCUCUAUAGGCUUGUAGCAAAUAUGGAUAAACCAUGGCAAAAUGGAAUGAAACAAAAAUAUAAAGUCAGAUUUUUGUAACAGCGAAGUAUCCCUCAAUUAAAUUUUGACUGGAUAAAAAAACCACAAAGUAAGUGAAGGUAGAGAGUUAAGACGAUCAAACUGUAUGCUGAUGACACUUGGAUAUACAUUAUUGAUUUCAGCUGAGUGCUGAACUUAUUUACUUGAGUGUGCUCUGGGAUAAGGUUACAUUGGUAACGAGAGAGAAGGGGGGUGUAAGUGUCUGUGAGUACUUGCAUGUACUUGCUUGUGUAAGUACAUAAUUUGCUGUGUGUGGGCUGCUGUCAUCAGCUGAGCCAUGUCAGUCAUCGAGCCCACAGCAGAAGUAGGUUUCUGGGCCUUGCUGUCAGUAACUGAGUCCCGGCAGAGCUCCAGAGCCUGGAGAGGGAAACUCAGGCGCUUUGCCUCCAUUAACCCCUGUAAUGAGGCCAUAGACAGUAAGAGAGGAUGUACAUCAUAGAAGGCCUGUUAUUUCUUUUUUUGUCUCACAUAACCACUAAAAAUUUGUUUCAUGCUGUGUGGAAAAAUUCUGAAGUCAAAAGUUCGGUUCUGUCAAUUUUGUAGUUAAAGUUAGCUAAGAUUAUGAUAGAGUUUAUUUGCAGCCGCAGUCACCUCUUAGACCAUUCAUCAAAGUUUUCAUCUUUGAGUAUUUUUUAAUUUUCAUACAUCAGUAUUAUGAGAGUGUUGAGAUAUGAUCAUGGCAGAUUGCUUAGUCACAAUAAAUCUGGUUCUGUGUGAGGUUUCUGCCUGCUGGGAAGAUUUUUUUUCUGUCAGCUGUUUAUUUGAGCUUAUUGGUAAAUUGAUCUUUGAUCUCUCAAAUAAUAAUACAAAGAGCACGAUCUAGAUCUGUAUCAUGAGGCAUAUAUUGUUUGGUUUAGUGUAUUGAUCUGUUGAUGAAUUAGGAGAGGCAUGUUGCAGGUUGUGAACAAGUCUCUGUGAGUAUCUGGUAUUUCCCAAAUAUAUUGUGUCCACUCAGCCCACUUGGAGCUUACUCCACUCAGCUAUCAAAUUUCUGUAGGUAAUUGAGCAACUGUGUGAGAAAGCAUAUAUCGAGUUCCACCACCAAUAUUGAUUCCCUCGCUGCAAAAGACCUCAUUGUGUUACCCAGGUGGUAUUUUUAGCUCCAUCCCCUCUCCUCUGGGGUUACCACAUCCUUGUAUAUUUCUUAUCAUACUCUCCUUCACCUUUGCCUGUUUCUAUGAUGAUUUGAUCUAGUUGCCUAGAAACCAUGCAGCAGACCUGCUGUGAUGUCGUACAGUAGCUCGGUGAGAUGGUGUGGUUGGAUUGGUCUGAUCAAGAAGACUUGUAAGUGGCUUAGGACACGGACAUGGCUGGCCUAUUAAUACAGCUAAUCUCUGUUUACACACAGAGAGUCAUGCACACACACAGAAACACACACGCGCACACACACACACACGCAUAAAUACAAAGAAGUCAGACCACAGCUGCCAGCAUUUCAGGGCUCACGCAUAUUUAGGCACAGAUAAUGACACAGACUCGCUUUGAUGGACCCAUCAAGAUUUCUGCCCAUGCAUCACUAGGCAUUAACUGCAGGAAAUUAUCAGCCAGUGUGCGUGAAGUGGCGACACUCAUUCAUCUCUGUGGCUGUUUGUGUUCUGCUUUUUAGUAUUCCAUAAAUGAGCUCUUUUGUAUGGAUCUCAGUGGGUUUGGUGUGAACAAGAAGAAGUCCCACAUGGACAGUUAAUGCUUGAAAAUUACAGGGCUUUCACAGGAAAUAUAUAUUUUUGUCAAGAUAGGAUGGUAAUGUCACUCUGUUAGAUAGUUGAUGUGCCACCAAAUGAUUAUAAUAGCCUACUAAAUUUGCAGAUUAAUGAUCCCCAGAGAUUUGAAUAUAACUGAAUUGUAUGACUUGACUUUCCUACAAGUGCCACCAGGAAGGUGAUAUCUAAUUUUUUUGGGAAGUUUUAGCCAUUUAUCAGAUUAAUUCACAUGCUUACUUGACUCUGCACCUUCCCUGUUUGUCUUGGAUGUGUUAUUUUAAUUGUAGCUUUGUAAUCGCUGUAUUGCAAUUUUUUAUGUCUGAAACCGCUGCAAGGGGCAGGUGUCAGACCAGAUGAGUGACAGCACACCGAUGAGACAGCUCCUCUCUUCAACUCCAAACACUGAUAACAAGUGACACUUUUGAUCGCUUCAAAAAGUUAUAUGUAGAAAGGACAAUAUCGGCAAAGUAACUAUAUGUACAUUUUGACCUGAAAAGGGGUGUCUAAAUUGACACAAGCUAAAAGUUUUUGUAGCAGCCUUAAGGCAACACAGUCCUGACUACUAAGACCUCACAAUACGUCAAGUCAAUAAUAUAUUAUAUUCAAACAGCACUUCUAAAUGAAAUAAGAUGACCUGUAACUCUGUCUGUCAACAACUCCUUGGUGUGUUGGUACAACAAACUGUUUUAUGUUAUUGUUGGGGUGAAGAAGGGAGUGCACUCUGUUUACAAUAAGUCCUGCCAAAGACAACACUCCCUGUCAAAGCACACAAACUGUACGCACACACAGGUAUGCCCUCGCCAGUUCAGCCAGCCAAGUAUAUUGUUUCCUACAAGUGCUCCUUUUGUUAUUAAACAGUGGUUCACAAACGAAUUCCAAAUGCACUACAGCUACUAUCUGGCAGCACUGCAUUACCAGAAUAAAGAGAUAACGAUUGCAUGAUCUCUUAGAUUAUUUUAUAUGAACCAAAACAUUACCCAUGAAUGAAACUUAGUCUUACAUUACACCAAGAUUAUAUUUGAUUUUUAAUCUUUGUAUUUUUUUUUAACUUAUUCACAAACUUGGGCCUCCAACUAGUCUUUUUUCUUGGAAAGCUCCUUGAAAAAUGUCAUUCUGAUUGUAAAUGCCCAUUAGGUAUGAUGCUGUAUAAUGUGUGAUCAGUUCCCAUAGAAACAGUCAUGAAGCAGCCUUGAAGCAGCAACAAAAAUUACCAGCAAACUACUUCAGAAUUCAUGCUUCUCUUUCAAGCAUGGAUUUUUCUAUAUAUGUUUCGAUCCACCCUCUAUACAUUUCACAAUCCCACAAUUUUUCACACCCAGCCACAUGGCAGAAAUAGAGGUUAUAUGUAGGAGAAGAGUGUUGACAAACCACUUGUUCACUAUCUGCAGUGCAGCUCUCACUUCUCAAACCGCAUUGCUGUCCUGUUAUUCUCCUCGUUGGCAAGGCUGGAGAGCUUUUCAUGUCCUUUUAUCUUCCUCUUCUCCUUUCUUACCAUUUGAAGCCUCCUUCUUCUCCCUCCCUCCUAUUUUCUUUAUUUUCACGUUUCCACCACCCAUCACCGUUUCUAUUUCUCUCCCCAUCUGCAGUUACAUAAUCUUUAGUUCUCUUUCAAAAGAUUGACUCUCUUCAUAACCAUCAGUUGUCAGAGCUCCCUGUGAUCUUCUUUCCCUUGUUUCUCUUUUCUUUCUCAGCCUCAUCUGUAUCUUGUCGUCAACAUGCUAUCAUUUUCACGCCUGUUUAGUCCUUGUUUAAUUAGCAGACUCUGCACGCUCCCCAAAAUCCAGGAGCUGCAACAUAUGGCAUCGUUCUCUCUCCUCCAUGCUCUGUCUUACCUUUCUAUCCCUCCCCUUUUCACCAAACUAUCCCAACUUCAUUCCUUUUCUUCAGUUCUUCUACAAAUUGUGUUUUACUUUUAUGCUCCUUUCCUGUCUCUGGUCUGCUUCCAGCUCUGCAGGGAUUGUAGAAAUGGUGCUACAACGUCACUUGAAAAUGUUGUUUAUGAUGAAGAGAUAUUUCUCUGCUUUUUGUACUAAUCUUUUAGCAGUUUGAUAAACUUUACUUGAUGUUUUCUUUUAAUAAGACACUUAAUUCUGCACAGGAGGAUUGUGGGAAGGACAGUCUGUCUGCUCCUGCUGAUCUGCUGAGUCACAGCUACUCAGCACAGCCCAGUGUGUGUGUGUGUGUGUAGGGAAGAGUGAAUGUGUGCCAUGCACCUAGUUUGCUGUAAAUUGGCUCCUGUACAGUUUUUUUUUAACAAAUGACUUAGAUACUCUGUUUUUAGAUGGGUCAUGGAGCAAUCCUCAGCAGAUACUGGUGACGUUUUUUUAUCUGGUUAUGAAGGCAGAGCUGCGUCGAUAGGUUAUCUGUCUGUCUUUGUUCAGAGGACCUGCUGCCAGAUUUGGAUCGAUGGUAGACAUUUCCAGCACUGGCACGCCGUUGAGAACCCAGUCACAAAAUAAGGCUACCUCGUCAUACACACGACCGUCUGAGUCAUGCAAUACCUGACUCACGCACUCCCUCUCUGAUCUGCCUCGACUCUCUAUCCAACGUGGUGCUUUUCGAAGCUGGCAGGAUUUAGAUUUUAAAAGUUUUGGGCGAUCACGGCUGAAUCAUAAAACAAGGUUGUAAGCACAAGAGGUGAAAGUGUUAUAUUUCACUAACCAAGAUGUUGCACCAUCUUCAAAUUAAAGUUGUUUUUAGACAUGAGUAGCUCCUCUCUGUCACUGCCCGUCUGUGAAUACCAAACACUCUGGGUUAACUGAGUUCAGCCCGCAGUUUUUAAGUGAACUUGAGUCAACAUUACUUCCGAAGAUGUCCCGAAGCGACUUCUUUCCCAGUAAUUUAAGGAGACAUUCAAACGCCAUGUGAUCCACGAGUGAUAAGUGUCAAGGUAGUGAAACACAAACAGGUUUAAACUCCAAAUUUGGUUUUGUUUCUUUCACCCAAAAGACAAGAUCACAGGCUCAGUGGUAAACCUGUCAAAUAACUGAACAUGGCUAAUGUUAGAGGAACAAGCACCACCAGCCUCAAGUCCACCUUUCAGUUUAAUGAUCACGUACCUCUGCUACUUACACAUUGUGCUCUGGGGUGCAAUGGGGUGCCAUCUUUCACCUGUGCUUGUUUACAUCUGGGUAGUAGAGCGUUCUAGGAUUUUAGGGUAAACUCAUACCGGGAGCUAAACUCUUAUCCAGUGGCAGAUGGCUGCCUCUAAAGCCAGAUGCAAUGUGACUGGCACUUUGGGCAUAUAGUAAUAAAGACAGUGAUAACUAUUUUAACCAGCUAGUUAUCCUGGUGCUGACUGGAGAAGGUGUCAACAUUCAGUUUGUUGUGAUUAUGCUGACCUGAAUUUUAGUCACUGUCUGGGUGCGGGAGUGAGGUGUUUUUGACGUGCAAUCCAAUGUCCAAUCCAAGGUUAUAGUUGAAUUAUAUUUUUGCCCAAAAAAAUAAAAAAAUAAAUAAAAAAAGACAGAUACGUCCAACUUACGACGAUGGCAGUAAUGAGGGUGAGCGUGGUGUUGAAGAUUAGCGGUAAAGUCCGUGUGCUCUUCCCGUUCCCCAGAUCACUGCUUCACCUGUGUCCCUUUUGUAGCAUUUACCAGCCCAUUCACCUGAAGUGGUGAUUGUCAAGUAACAAAACUAAACCCAAAAAAUAAUACAGAUAAAAUGGCUCAUACACAGUUGUCUUUUGGACUGUAUAUGUGUUCCUAGUUUCUUCCAUCCAGUUUUUAAAUCGCUCCGCAUGACUGUUUUAUUUUCACUUGUUCCUUUUCCUUGAGUUUAGUUUAAAGGGUUGAAGUUGAGAAGAGAACUUGCUUACAAACUCACAUUACCCUCUGCAGCCUUACAUAACAUUAGAUCCAUCGUCUUCUGUCAAUGUCUGGCAGUAACCUGUGCACCAACACGCUCACAUCUUUAAUUCAGACUCCCACUCACACUAUUUUUGAUAAGGGAUUAAAGGCCACGGGCUAGAAAGAGAAGAAGAUCAACAAUUGGGCUUGGGAGGUAGAAAAAGAAAAAGUAUGAGGUAACUCGACAAGACAGGCGUAAGUGUGACAAGGAAGAUGAGAUAAAAUUGGCAACACAAAAAUGUCAUAAAAGAUGGAGUCAAAGUCGAGACUGAUGCCACGUUCAGCCUUCUCUAAACAAACAACAACAGUGCCAGAUUUCUUAUUUUUUAUUCAUGUCAUGAUUGCUAAAGUUCGGCUCCCUGUAGACACGUGAAAGACAGCAUAAAAACAUCCACAUUCAGAAAAAAAAAGUAGUUCCAAAACAAAGUUUGCCAUCCCCCUAUGGAGAGCAGAGGCUGUUACAUAAGUUGUUAUGCAAUAACACAGCAGCCAUCCAGCAGCCCAGCAGACUGCUGUGUGAGUUUGAGGUUAAAGAAGAACCGGUGCCAACUCAGGCCACUGCACAUUUAAUUAGCCUCACAUCACCACGGCGUUUGUGUCUUAUCUCCAUCAUUCCUGUGACUUUCCAGUCAGUCCCAUCCUCGGUCAGUUUCUGUGAUUAAACGGGGACAUGCGCGGUCUGCUGAUUGAGACAGUGGGAGGUCAUGCAGGGUGUGAAUUCUCCCUGGGGGCUCAGAUGUUUUUUCCUUUGCCCUUAACUCCUGCAGAUCGAUUUCUGUCUACCUCUCCCUCCCUUUUUAUCAGACAGUGUCGCUCUUUUCUCUGGCUGUCUGUGUCUCCCCUCAGCUUUUCAGAAGAUUAUUUGAAGGCAAGAGAAUUUUUUUGCUGUGUCAUUUUGAAACUGAGACUGUAUUUCUAUUGGCUGCAAGGGGUUUGUACUUUCAGGGAUUUUAACCCACACAGAGCUUUUGUACUGUCUUUUGUUGUUUUGAUUAAACUAAAUGAUUUGUUAUAAAAACAGUGACUUGUACUUGCAGUUCAAAAAGAGCUUACAGUUAAAUUCAGCUUGGUAUAGACUGCUCUGUUCUCUGGAAGGGAAAGUUAAGCCUAGUUUUUAGUAUAUUCAUCAUGAUCACAUCUUUGGGUCACAUAAAUAUCUGUCUCUGUCAUCUUUUUCUCCUCCUCCCUUUAAAUCCCUGUUUCCUCAGACUCUCUGCAUGUUUGACUCCAGCGCUUUGCUCUUUCUGUUUCUGUCUCAUUCUGUCUCAAAACAACACUCCCUUCUGUUUCUCACUCAGUCCGCCUGUCUUUUAGGAUCCAGCCGUCUGUCUAUCUACCCGUCAGUCUGUCUGCUUCUUCAGUCCUGCAGUGGUAAAUGUUUCAGAGCAGCCCCUCAUGUCCAUCCUCCCAGCUGCAGUAUAUUCAGCACCGCGGACAGCUCCCCCCUCUGCUAAGCUGCUCAGACUCGGAGCGCAGCAGAGCUCGGCCCUCAAAAAAGUGCUCCCUCUUUAGGCAGGAUAAUGUUGACCUCAGCUUGUCCUUAGUGUGACCAAUGCAAGUCUAUUGUGGCACAGGAGAUUAGUGGCUGAGUCCUCAAUCUCUUCUUCGGUUUUGUUUUUUUCUCUGACCGUCUGUCCUAGUAUCUUUGAAAUCCCUCUGCUUCUUAUUAGAGGACAUAACACUUCAAACUACUUUUGCAUUGAAAUGUUACAGAGUUUUUAAAGUGUAUCUCAACUAUUAUACUGCUUUUAUUUUUAUUCAUUUAUAAACUUUCAGAUUAAUCCAACAGUACUCUCCAACCUAAAGAGCUCAGAUAAGAACAAGAACAAAAACUAUUUUAAAAAUGAUCAAAUUUUACAUGAUUCAAUACAAUAUUUGAGGUUUGGUUUUUGAUAUUUAACUAACCGAUGAGUUGUUUUAGCUCUUAAUCUAAUACCACUCACUCUGUAUUGCUUAUCUUCUAGAGGUAAAUAUGAUUGCAUGUGGCUUGCCAGUUGAGUUAUUUCUGAGUGGCUGUCAGAAACUCCCUCCAAAACGCGAGGAGCUGACAGACAAGUCCUCAAGAAGAGCUGCGAUCUGACAGGCAGACGAAAAUAGCCGAUCUAAAUGAGCAGAGCGAGAGCGAGGCCUGCUUUCACAGAUCAUUUGUUUCCAGCAGCUGAAGGGAACACCCCAAACCUCCACUGCUGCAUGUGCGUGUGACUUUUUCAUCAUUUCUUUUUGUCAGACAAAACAAACAAACAAACAAACAAAAAAGGGAUUUCAUGCUCACUUUAUUUAGUCCCUUCCCACGCAUUUUCCCUUGUCCUUGAAAACCGAAACUCAAAAUCUACACCAAUGCCUCUACAGUCAUCCCUCAAGACACGCACUGAACAGUCCCAGAUUUAGAGUGUUUUUUAAUCCGUGCUCUGCUGCUGGCUUACAUCAAGAGAAGCAUGUGGUUUGAGUCUCAGUGUGUUUCACAGGUUGAUAAUUGAGCUACUUGCAUAAAACAAGUUGCGUCUAAAUCUCUUCUAUCAUUAUGCUUUUAUUUUGACAUCUGAAUGACUGGUAAAACUUUCCAAAACGAGGAGUUAUUAGACAGUGCCCCCAUGUGGUGAAAGUGCCUCUGUACUACUUUGCUGUAUACCUUUUUUUUUUUUUUAGUAGUGGUGUCAUGCAAACAUCAUGUAAAGCGUUAAAUAAAGACCAAACCUCAGCAUGUUUUUGUUAAGAUUGAAGACAAAACAUUUAGAGAGAUGAACAAACAAGUGACAAAAAGCAACUACUCUGAUUCCUUGUUUUGUGUUUGUACACUAGGUGGCGCAGUCUAAGCAUAAAUGGUUCCACAGAGAAGUAUGCAAAGUGAAGUAGAAUUGUUAUGUAACAUGAUUUCAGGAGGAGAUAGAUUUCACAGAUUUAUGUAAUUGUCUUUCUCUGUUUUGUCCAUCUCUUGAUGUUAAACAUGUGCCCUUGUUGUGAGAUAAGUUUUCAUGCUCUGGUGAAAUUGGACAAUACUGGAACAAGAGUGGAGCUCUCCAGCCGUGUUUGAAGUGAUACACAAUCCUUAAACCUGUCAAUCUUUUUUUUUUUUUUGUACCAGCAUGCUUACAUUUUAUUUCAAACCAAAUAAUACUUAAAUGAAGUGAUUACAUAAUCUCCAAAACCCUCUUGAGAGCCAGCGAGUGCUUUUGAUGGCUGUGACCCACUCUUAUCACCCAUGUCCCACUUUAAUAAAGCUGUGUGAGAGUUGAUGGCAGGGUUAUGAAAUUGCCAAUUUUCACACUCCUCUGCUCUUUUCUCCCGUGCUUAUUUUAGUCCCUCUCCUCACCACCACUGCUCUGUUUGUUUCUUCCUGUCCUUGUUUUUAGCAGCGCUGGAUGUUGUGUAACUGCGCUGCUUCUCUGUGCGAGCUGAGCACCAGAGACAUCAAAGCAGCUUGUUUUGUCAUCGGGCUCAGAGAAGAGCUCAGAGCAGCAGUCAGGAAUAGAUCUCCUCCUCCUGUAUUGCUUGAUUUUUCACUCUUGUCUGUUUGCAUCUAGGGUGACUCGGGGGAUUCGAUUAAUUUUUUGUGUGUGUGUGUGUUUUUGUCUAAUUCUUUCAUCAUUUUUUAAAGUUACCCAGCUUCUCUCCUCUCCAUCAGUCAUUAUCCCUCUGCUUCACCUCUGUCAAACAGGAGCGAUUGCAUAAGUAUCUCAAUAUUAACCAGGCUGUGUGCCUCUGUGUGGGUGCGUGUGCUUAUGUGUGGUUUUUGUGUGAUGACACAGAUCUGUAGAGUAUCGUGCCCAUAGUAGAUAAAAUAUGAAUGAUGUAUCUCUCUAUCACACUGUGCACAUCAUGCACUCAGUGGCACGCACCAGCCAUGCAUUGAUGCCUAGAGGGCAUAAUCACCAUGGCAACAAUAUUUCUUUCACACCCCUCUCAGUGUACAGUACGUUUGUAUGUGUUGCUCCAUAUUUAAAUAUCUUCAUCUUAAAUACAUGAUAACUUUCCCGUUCCUUUUUUUCUUUACUCCUCUUUAUAAUCAUCAUGUUUAUUGUAUAUUUCAGUUGUGAUGUUUGUUGGCUUUGUACCGCACAUUUCUGGUGUGCUACAGUUUCUAUAUCAGGAGCUUCAAAAGGUUUCCUUUCAGCAGCCGCCUCUUAGUUGACUCCAGUGGCAGCAACACUUCUUGCCCGGGGGAUGUGGUCAGACUGACUCAGAAAUCCAACUAAAAUCCUCUCUGACACGAACAAAGCUUUCAACAGGCUGAGUGUUUUUUUGUUUUUUUUUUUGGCCUUUUCAAACAACACAGGUCUGAAAAAAAUGGAUAACAUCCUGAGAGAUUAAAUAAAGAUUAAGAAAAGGAUGAAAAAACUUGUUUUAUCUGUACCACCAAAGCCAGAAAGAAUUCCUUUAAACACUGUUUUAUCAUUUAUCAAGUACAAUGUUAUAUUUCAGUACAAUAAAAUGCAGAAAAACUAAAGCAAAAACAUUACAAACCCAUCCCCCACCCUUGCAUAAAAACAGAUAAGGCCUCUCUCUCUUAAAGGGAUUUUCCGGCGUAAAAUUAAUUUAGGGUCAAACACACCGUAACACCGAGUUAGACAUCCCCUCGAGACAUGAUUGUUGCCGACCGCUUGCUUCUCUAGCUGUAUCAACUUUACACAAUACACAGUGGUCUGAGGAGCCAUAAACAAACCUCAACCGUAACACCACUCUAUAGCCACAAAUAAUGCUCAGAACAGCACCUAACUUCAUCAACAGUAAAUGUAGGGUCCUAGCCACAGCACUAGCUACCAAACAUCUUUUUAACUUUGCCUAAUUUCUUUAGCAAAGAGACUAAACACACCUCACCGACUCUCUUCCAGCAGCCGCUUGUUUGUAGCAAGACCUCAGGCCAGUCCUGAGGUCUCAUACAUUUGAAUAUGUAGCUGUAUUAGCUGUAUUAGAGCUGUAUUACAGCUGUAUUAGAAUGGAUAAUGACUGUAAGGUAAUCACAUUUAUUAGUUGAGUUUAUAAGGUACUUCACUCUUGUCUUGCCUUUCCUGAAUCUGAGUCAUUGUGGUUUUAUUUUUACGUUUUCCAUAAAUAUCGCCAGAAGAUCCGUAUCAUUGUAAAAACUAACAACCCUAACCGUCGAUGGCACCACAGCACCACCUGAGCUUUCCAACCCCAGAAUGAUAUGAGAGGAAAAUAUAAAGAGUGGAUUGUAAAUGGGAUGCUAUUAAAAAAAUCUGCUAUAUAACUUUCAUAACCUGCAAAAGAAGUGAAGAUUUCUGUGUUUACUUGCAAUAACAACUGUUUGUUUUCCCAGACAGAGGCUUGGAUAAGAUGAUAAUAGUACCAUUAUGUCACAGCUGUAAUUUUGUUCCUGUCCUUGUAUCAGCCAGUUUCAUACAGACUUGAUCCUGUCAAACAAGCUCGCCUGUCGUCGCCCUCAAGCCAAAACAACAUAGUAACAAGUUUAUCGUAUUAGUCAUUUCUGCUAAUGAAAUAAUCCGUUGACAUUUUAAUUACACUUUUGAACAAAUUAAUUUUUCACUGUUUUCUAGAGUCGAAUGUGACUUUUUGAAUAUGCUUGGGAUGCUACAAGAGAAUUUGUCUGCGAUUGUGUGGCGGAAGAUAACAGCUCUGCCAAGAACAGCUAAUAACCAUCCUAAUCACAAGCCUGCAGCACCUCGGAGCAAAGUGAAAGUCCUCAGCAGACACAACAGCUUAUGUAAGAAUGAAAUAGCAAGCAAAACAAAACUGAUAUAGAGAUGAAAAUAAACUAUAAUUCAGGAGAAAACAGUCCAAGUAGACAUAGAAGUGGACAAAGCUUUCCGUCAGCGCAGACACUCUGGGAAAAUUGUUAACAACACCUGCGUCUGUAUUCCAGCCAUCUUGUUAAGGAGUGGAGCUGCUCGGCCCUGAAAUAAUCAGCGGAACGCUAUCAGGGGAGAUCAGGGAACAGAGCAAUAUGCACUCUGUUAUGAAACCAUAACAAUAUUGCUUCCUCACCGACACAGACUCGCUGACUGUGAUCCAUGAGUGCAGAGAUGUGUGUCUUCAUGUGAUGUGGUGCUGAGCUUUGGCAGACACACACGAAGUCAAAUGAAAACGAUCCCCCAGUCCACAGAGAGAUUGUGUCUUGGAUUAAACUUGUUUUGUGUCUCCCUGUUGCCUCUUUUAGGAUCUGUGGGGGGUGAAAAAUGACAACUGCUUUCCCCACACACCAACAGAAACACACAAACACACGUGGAAAGAAUGGCCUCUUUCCUGUUUGUUGGGUAUUCUGUUGAUAAUCAGCCGUGACUUUCUUUUGGGGCGUUGAUCGUUGGCUAAUAGGAAUCUAAUGGAUUUUUGGAUGUUAAUUGCCAUGAAAACGCAAUAAGGGUAGCUCUGUAUUUAUGUGUUACCUCCAGGCGAUGCCAGAUAUGCAUGCUGCCUAAAUCUUAAUAGCCCUUAAUAGGUUUUUGGUGAGAGAUUUGUCAGAGCAGAUGAAUGAACCAUUGUUUUCCCGUAAACCCCCUUUGUGACUGUAGCGUUGCCUAUCGCAGAAAUAUAAUUUGGAAUAUUGAUGGCUCGGGAGUGAAAUGCAAUGGUUGGCCUGUGGGGUGUAAUUAAAGUUGUUUGAGUAAAUCACGCAGAGUUUAGAUCGGAUAUGGAAUGAGCUGUCGACUGAAUCAAAUAGAAAACAAUAAACAGCAGUUUGUUUCUUUGCCUGGUUGUCAUAAUAAACACCCCGUUGUAGAUUUUUUUCCCUGGCAGCACAAGUACACAGAUUGAAAAGCCAAAUAACAUCUGUCUUGUGUAGACGAAAUUAACACGUCAGCAGCCUGCUUUUAAGGUUUUCAACGAUGUUUUAAUUAGGCCUGCUAAUUAAGACAAAAUAGUUGUGCUUCUGUAGAGACUCAUGCCAAAAUUUUUAAGAUAUCUUUAUCGCUCAACUCUUUUUUAAUCACUUUGUAGAUCAUGAAUCCCCACUCUUAGUCUCCUACUUGAGUUAGUUGCUGAUUACCUCGGAUUAGACGCUCGGCUUGAGGGAACAGACCCCCCUCUUGCUCCUUUUGAUGUUCAGUGCAUGUGCUGCACUGCGUCAGCAAAUUUGCGAGUUGGCAAGGUCCUAUAAUAGUUAUUGAAAGACUGAUUAAAGGCAGAACAACACACCUCUGCAACUUAGGGGGCAUAACAGGAAUAUGCAUGGAUACUCAAAAACACAAAUAAAUGUGUGCGAAAAGAAAACACAUGGACACUCCUGAGGGUCUUUUUUGUGUUUGGAGACCCUCAGUACAUGUGCUUUUACUGGAGUGAUUUUUAUCACGUUUCUGUGAGUCUAGAGUAUCAGAGGCUCUUAAGGAAAAAAAAAAGGGAAAGUCGUCAUUUAAAAAUCUGUAGAGCAGCUGUGAAAAAGCUGCAGUUAGGCCCCUUUCCUUUGCCCUUGAACAAAGCAAUUACCUCCGAACGGUUAAAACCUGCCAUUGCUCUUGGCAGCUGCCAUCUGUUUAAGUGUUAAGCAAACCUGAAAAAGAGUUACUGUACCCUGUUAUCUGGAAAUAUACAAGACGUGGAAGAAAUAAUGACUGAGCUAUUCUGCCUGCCUGUCUGUGUUUCCAGGUGUCAUGUCUUCAGGACUUCUUUGGGGAUGAAGACAUUUUUGUGGCAUGUGGACCCGAGAAGUACCGCUACCAGGAUGACUUGAUGCUGGAUGAGAGCGGUGAGGCCAAUAACUCUUCCUCUGACAUUUCCCUGCUGAUUAGAAAUUAUAAUUUUAUGGCUUGUGGUCAUUUUAAAUGGGUGCUGAUCAAAUUGAGAAUAAUUAGUUGCAAAUUACUCGUUGUUUGUUACCAUUUUUUUAAUGCCUUGACAGAAAAGUCUGCAUUUUCCAGCAAGAGCAGAAACAUGGAAAAUGACAGGAUGUCCUCCAGAGACUGAUUGAAUGUUUCCUACUUUUUGUCAUUGACGGAAUCCAAUUUCAGAUCCAAUUUCACUGUUUGAUUGUUAAACUUUUUCCCACUCUGUGUUUACUAGUUGUAAAUCUUAGUCCCCCAGAACUCCACUCCGGGAAGGUUCCAUUGACUGUCUUAUAUUCAGCUAAACUGUUUACUCCUAUUGAUCUGUAUUACUACCUGAACAAUAUCACAUGCCCUCCUUCUCUGCUUGUAUAAAAGUGAAGCAAAGUACUCUUGGGACACCUUGUACUGGUGAUGUUAUGCGUGUCAGAGUCUUUGCAUGAAGGGAAGGAUGGUGUUCAAAACACACAUACAGCUCAUUGUUAAAACAGCAGAGAUCCUUCAGAUCCACACAGUCUAGAGCUGAACAGAUUUGAAGUGAGCGUGUACCUCUAUGGAAAUUCUAAUACCUAUGGUAGUGUUACACCUUCACUUGAAGUUCUUCCUCUGUGCUGUAACAGCAUAUCUAUCACUCAUGAUGUUUAUGAGGUGAUUUCAAGUUUAACUCAUGUCCCAUCUGUAAACAUGGAGGAGGCGGGGCUUAUGCUGUAGUUGCUAGCAUCUUUUUUUGGUCUAUUUUCUUAGUUCCGAUUUUCCUCCACAAUAAGAAAUUACUUAGUCAUUUCAGACACAAUAAAAAAAGAGAUGAUUUAUGUAAGGCAUAGCGAAUGCUCGCAUAAAGAGGAAAGUGCGUCUAGUUGGGUUGAAAUACUACAUUUGUUUCUCUGUGUUCUGUUUUGUUUUUGUGCCUUCCCCCCCAUUACAUCAUGUCUUUUCACUAACACAGCACUGCCUGUCUCCUGCCUGCAUGACACAUCACUGUGGUUCAGGUGGCAGAGGACUGUGUGGGCUGUUCGGUUCAUAACGCUCCAUUGUCUCCUGCCACUCCUCUUCUCCUCUUGGAUUAAAAAUCGUCUGCUUAAGCUAUCCUCUAACCUCCUGUACCAUCGUUCCUCUCUCUCUCUCUCUCCCUCUCUCUUUCUCUUUCUCUCUAUCUUCCCUGCUUGUUCCUCCACUGCGGUCUGCCGAGGAUUCACCGUGUCCUCAUGUCACCCCUCUGUGUUUCACUCCCUCUUCUGCCAUUUAGCUCUCAUUUGUAUUAUCAUGCUCUCCUCUCUCUUCCUCUCUCCUGCAAGAACAUGAAUGAGCAGCUUUUUGCUCAAAGAUUUAUUCAAUAUACCCCCCUACCCCCAUCCCAUUAUCUAUUCAAUAAUAUCCAUUCCACCUGGGUUACCAAAGCCCUUUCUCCCUCCUUGUCUUCCUGCCUCCUUCUCUUCCCCCCUCCACACUCACUUUCAUUUUCAAAAUUUAAUGGAUGGCCUUCAUUAGACUCUUUCUCUUUGUUAAUCUCAAAAACAACCUCCUUCAUCCUGUAAGGUACAUAAAGGCUUCAUUUACAGAGUAUCUGCUAUUUCAUUACUUACUGACAAUAAUUGUCUCAUUUCGUUAUCGGCCGUAAUAGCAAGAAAGACAAGAAACAAAGCAUGUGAUAUUUUAUGUAAGCUCAUCUUAUACUGUUCCUGGCAGUGUGGUCCAAUUGGUAUUACAUAAGUUUUAUUAUCAGUCUAGCUCAGAUGUUUGUCGGGGUUUGAUUUGGGCUGAAAUCUUGAUGAAAAACAGAGAUGUCUGGAGUUGUGAGGCAACGCGGCACAUCCAAAGACAUCAGAUAUGACCCCGCUCAACUUAUUUCAGCACAGAGGAUAUUAAAGAUUAUAACAAUGCACCAUUGAGAACCUCUGUUUUCAUUAAAGGCCAUACACCUUUGGAGAAAUGAGCUUGUAAAACUUCAAAACUUGUACAUUAGAGUAAGAUUUCUCAUCUAGUCAUUUCCUGUCAGUUGUUGUCUGGUGACAAUUUUUGGGAAAACUGGCAAACUUGUAUAGCCAAAGUUAUCAGUCAACAACCUACAGCCAAAACUUCCUUUUCUUUGUGCUGCAUUACUGUCACAAUUUAGAGGAGAGUUCAUUACACCCUGUAGUGCCUGAUCUUUUGUUUCUGGUGAGUCCGAGUUUUAAAUGGUUAGAUAUUGGCUCCACUUUGAUUCACUGAAGGAGUAUGAAAGCGGUGCGGUUUACUUAUGAUUUACUUGCAGUUACUGAGUCGCAGUUUUGUCGUCAAGAGAGAAGAAAACAACCUUUAAAAAUACUUGACUUGAAGAAGAGGUUUUCUAGUUAAUUCCAAGAAUUUGGGUCGCAGCAGACUAAAUCAGGGUUCCUACACAAGUAUGGAAAAGUGUGGAAAUAAAUCUGAUUAAUUUCCAGGUCUUAAAAAGUAUGGAAAAUGAAAAAUAAAGUAUGGAAAAAUAUUUAGGUUUCCAGAUUAUUACCACAGUUAUAAAAUACUGUUUUCGAAAAUAGAAAAAUCGUUAUUUCCAAAAAUAUUUCUAAUAAGUAGAGGGAAUGGAAAUUCCAUCUACGUAGGAACCCUGAGACUUGCAUGUAGGUAUGUGUUUAUAGAGAUGAAUGAAAUGUCGUCAUAUUUCUGCCAGUAGGAAGCAGGAUGUCGUUGUAAUAUAUUGUCUUCUGCCUCUUCUUGUUCUCUCUUUGGACUGAUUUUCCUACAUACAUAGAAAGCCUACUGAUCUAUGAUUAGUCAGUCCCUCUCAGACUACAGGAAAUUACAAUCUGGAGGUGGCUGGUUCAGCAAACACAUUUUGGUUAUUGCAUUAAAUUGCAGCUCUGGCCUGUUUCCACAUGUAUCUUCUUUAAUUUUGAUUUUGUUUUCGUUUAAGAGAUUGUAUAAUACCUUAACAUCAACAAUAACCAAGUAAUACUCCAUUAGUGUGCAGUUUAACAAAGCUUAGGUCAUGCAGUGUCUAUUCAUACUGUAUAGUAAGUUCUCACGAUGUGGAUUUAUGUGUAAGGUGUUUAUUUGUCUUAGACGUUAAGCUUUAAUUACUUAUUUGAUUUCAAAAAGAUGACUGAUUGAAACUGUUGACGAAUACAGGCUCCUGCAGCGUUCCUUAUUGGAUUACCAGAGAACAGGGGGAGAGAAAACGUGACAAACACGAACACAACAAGAGUCAUCAAAACCUCCAAAGCCAAAAGCAUCUGCUUCAGAUCAACACAAGAUUCUGUCCUGCUGUGGACUGUAAAGACGAGAUGGAUCUGAAAGAUUAUAACGGGAAGUUUAGUGCAUGUUUUGGUCAGUAGAAAGUGAGUGACGUCAGUACUGCAACUUGAUAAACCAGAAUCAGAAUCAGAAUCUCUUUAUUGUCCCGUAAACGGAAAUUAGUUUUGCAGCAGGGCUCACAAAAGACAAGUACGCAAUGACAGCAUAAAUUUAAAAAACAUAGAACAAUUAAAAACAUAACAACACAAUAUCAGAAACACAUACACAAAACCACCUAAAAUUCAGUCUAGAGCUCAGACCAAAAACGGAGAAAAACUACUACCAAGUAAUUAAAAGUGCAAUGUGUGCAAAUGAGCAAUAAUAGUGCAAGACAACAUGAGCAGCCUGAGGGUCAACUGCUGUUCAAUAAAUAAAUUGCACUGGGGAUAAAAGAGACCUCCUUAUAAGGGCCCUAAAACAACGGCCUGAAGGUAAAAGCUCAAACUCACAUCUAAGUGGAUGAUUGGGACAACCCAGAAUGGCAUUAGCCUUCCUUAAGACCUGUCUGUUGUAGAGAGACAAAACCCCAGCCGGCUGAUUACCAAGACGAUUCUAAACCAGGUCCUUUAGGUUGGAGCAGUAUGUCAGGCUACACAUUUCACAACUGAAAGAUGAAAAGUCCAAAUGUAAAAUCUAAAAAAGAGAUUUAUUUUAAAAACUGCUAUCAAUUGACAAAAAAAAUAAAAAAAAAACAUUGGGAAGAGAUUUAUUUAAUUCAUGUUUUUCACUACCUUCUCUCUCAUUCUUGGAAAAUCACUUCAUGUUUCCAUCAAAGAUGCACGACCAAAUUAAAUUUAAAUAACCUUGAAUCAUGUAAUUCUCCUGCUUUCUGGGAACUUCCAUUGUUCCCUGAAGAUGCGUGCACAUUUUUUCCCCCCUACAUUUACUCAAUCAAAACACAGUGGGAACAGUUUGGCACCUCUUAAUGCUGUGAUAGACAGAGUGCAGAAGUCAAAGGGCAAAAGGCAGCGACAGACGGACGGGAGAGCGGAGCGACAAACCAAACAGGCAGACAGUUCAGCAGAGAGACAGCCUGAGCUGCAGACAGCUUAGCCUCCUGUCAGCAUCACUAUAAUUAACGCCUCUGCCUCUCCCUGACAUACUGUCAUCAUGUUAACACUCUACACUGUACAUUAAUCACAGGGCCACAACGACUGCCACACAAGCAAAGAACACACACACUCACUCACACAUGUAGGCAAAGGCGCCCACACAAGGGACACUGGGUAUAAUUUCCUCUCCCCGCUGGUCCACAGUAGCAAUGAGCCAUAAUGGGGUGGGGUUAAUGAACAGAAGAGGAGCAAAGUUUUGGGGAAGAACGAGACACGGACUGCGUGUGUGAGUGUGUGUGUGAGAGAGAGAGAGAGAGAGAGCGGGCACUAUCACAUAGCUCAUUUACCAGAACAGUGUGUGAAAGACCAAGCCUCCAUGAGUCAUAGCUGUCACUCCUGAAACACUACAAUAAUUGCGUUUGGAAAGCGAGCUCGCUGAAGGUCAGAACUCUUUUUUUUUUUUUGUGCCGGGGACCUGAAUGUAAAAGCAAUUACAGCUGUGUUCUUACAAAAGUGUAGUGGUGGUUUCCUGCAAAAACUAAAGGUCAAAUCCAGUCAAAUCAUUGGAAGGACGUUUGCAAGACAUGCAUGAAAAGCUGAAUAUCAUUUUGUUAAUUUUUUUAAGGUAUGCGAGUCAAUAGAUAGAUCUCAGAAAAAAAAAGCCAACAUAAUGGGGUAAGAAAUGCUUCUCCCUUGAAAUAUUUGGACAAAAGCCACAAAGCUGUAGAGAUUUAACUGUCAGGAAAAGAUAAAUGUGAAGACUUGUUGUUGAUAGUUCUUCUACGUUGUCUUUGUGUUUGCAGAGUGCCGUGUGGUGCGGCCAGUAAAUUACGGAAAGAUGUCUGGCUCUCUUAGCCGAAGCUCCCCUAGGACUGUCAUCCAAUCACGGCGCAGCAAGUCCCCUGCAUCUGGUAAGUCCGAAAAAAUGAGUUUAUUUAUUGGUUAUUUAUUUUAAAGCAGUUUGAUGUGUUGUCCGUGCCCUUAAAGAUAACUGAGUGUUUCUUCUUUCUGCAAGUGUCUCAGACAAAGUUGGGAGGUUGUUUGUAUCCUGAUGCUUCCUGUGAUUGCCUCGUAUUUUCUCGUUCAUUACUUAAUCAGCGUCGCAGCAAAUGAAAACAGUAUGAAUACACACUGCAUGAAAUCAGAGCUCUGCAGAGUGUCUCACAGUGUUUACUCUGUGUGUGUGAGAGUGUGUGUGUGUGUGUGUGAGUGUGUCUGCACGCAGAAUAUGAAUUCAAAUGAGGAUGAUUUCAUAAGGGAGUUGAUGAAAAGGCAAACAGAGACGAGAGACGUAAAAAAAAAAAAAAGGGAGAGAGAGAGGCAGUGGAGAUGAGAGGGAAAGAAGAAGAUGGUUGGUGACUCAAUCCUGCAGCUCCCCACAAGCCGUUCUUCACCUGACAUACUAAUGAAACGUAAUGGAACGAGCAGAGCUUGCACUGCUACCUGCUGCAUUGUUUGUGUCUGAUAAUGAUGCUUUUAUGACUGGCAAAAAAAAAAAUGUUGUGAGGCAACAGAAAAGCACGAAACGUUCGCCAAUAAACCAACAGACUAGCACUGCCAUCUAUGCAUCAGCUUUGUGAGUGUGUGGCAGACACACUCGGUCAGACUCACAGCUGCUGAAGAUUUGCUGUUUGAUUUACAGCUUUAACAAAUAUCAGGCCGUUAUUUGUCUGAUUGCACAGAUGGGGUUUUGGGCUGUGUGUAAAACAACUGUAUUAAUGCAAGAGAACACUUGAUUUCAGCACAUAGACAUCUAAUCAGUAGGAGAAUGGGCUGAUACAUGAUGCAAUAUAUAGAAACACCCCCGGAAGAAGUAAUUGAACCUGCUGCAGAAGCAUGAAAGCAUGCACAGAUCUCUUUUUAAGCUCAAGAGUCAUGUAGCACACUGGAAUAAAAAAACAACAGAUGUUGAAGUAAUGUAGCUAUGGAGAGAAGGGUGAGGCAAAGGGGAGGGAAAAACAGGAUGGAUGAACAAAUGAAGUUCUUUCUAGAUGCUGGUGGCGAGCAAACUUUUGGGAUAAAGGUUAUGAGAGUGAGUCAUACACUAUCUGAUGUCUGUCUGGUAUAAAGGUGUAUACUAGUGUGCAUGAGCGAGCGAGAGAGAGAGAGAGAGAGAGCAAGAGUCUGAGACAGAUAGGGGAGAAUAAGACUGACUCGUCUUGGUUGCCAUGGCGACAUGGCACAGUCGGAGCAUGUAGCUACAGACACAAUAGCCUGUGACGGCCAUAUAAGGCAGUGACUUCCUGUUUUAUGGCCCGCAGUGGAGCUGACUGACGCUCAGCCCCUUGCUAGAACCCUGAGUCAGACAGUCCUGAGGUAUUCUCACUUCUGAGAAAUGUUUUCCCCUCCGGUGCUGCUUCCGCUUCUUACCAUCAUCAAAUGUUCCCAGAAUGUUGUUGUUUACUGCGCUGUUUAUUCCCUCAAACAUCAUCAGUUUUGGACCAGAGGGGUGGUUUAGAGCUCAGCCACAUGCCAGGGGAGAUGAGAAAUAAUUCAUCGAUCUGUUGUUUGAACCUGACCGACACCCUUUUUGUACACCAACGUCCACAGUCAAUAUUUGCUCGGAGCAGGUUUUAUUUUGCAACAUCAGUCAACAACAGCUGAUGCUGUGCUGCGCCACAUGAUACCUGUUCUGUUGUUUCACAUGUUCACACUCAAAUCUCUGUACUGAAAGUAGAAUCAAACAAAGAUUCAAUUCACUUCAACAUAAGAUCGGUUUAUAUAUUCACCGUGACGUAGUCCACCGCUAAAUAAUUUAAACUUUGAUUAAUAAAAUAACAAUCGCCCUUGGCUUCUGUUGCUGAGAUGAAUAUUUUUUAAAAAACUGUCAAAUCCAGGUAUUUUCAAAACAACUAGCUGAUUAAUCUGCCGUGUGACUUAAAGAAAAAGAUAAAUCAUUUUGUUAUUUUAUCCAUUAUUUUUAAUCAUUCUUUAAUUUGCUCUGGAGCAAAGUACAUCUGAAAGUAAGAACAACAUAAGCACAGAUUUAGACAGGAGCAAACAGUUUGAGUAAAUGACACAAAACCAGUUGAUUGGAUACAGGUACUAAAGAGAUGUACUUUUUAACUUAAUUAUUAACAAUAUUAGCUAUGUCAUCGCCACAAUGAUUAUCUAAAUCAACAUCAGCAACACCCUCACCCCCCUUCACUAGCAUCAGCUUUAUUGAUGCCUCCUGGGAUCGUUGAAGUGCUAUCUCAUCUUUACAUGCUGAGAGAGUCACUUAAGAUCUGGAUCUUUAGCUUCUUCUCAAAGAUUAAAAGAGGCUCUGCAGAGCGAGUUGGCCAACUCAUUCCACCCCUGGGGAACUACAAAGGAAAAGUGUUUAGCUGGCAACUCGGGACCCUGUUGUGAUGGAAGCACCAAACACCUUCCGAUGGCAGAGCGUAGAUAAGGUAAUUGAAGUAGGCAGGUGCAGGAGCGCUUGUACAUGAAAGGAGCAAAAAGUGUAGUUUUAUCUUGUUGAAAACACUGUACUUUCCUCUGUUUUAUAUCAUGGUGAAUUGAAUAUGUUGUGGGUUAUUCAGACAAAACAACAUGCACUCUGUUUUUUUAAACUGAUAGACAAGAAUUUGUUGUUCCAAAAAACAAAUUGGAUUCCAUCCUCCAUCAACACGAAUUAAAUGGGAACAGAGUUUAUAACCAAGUGUUGCAUGGUUCACUCAUCAAGUCUUUUCAUGUAAGGUCUUAAAUUACCCUUUUAAAAAUUUGGAUUAUCUGUAAUCUGAAUGAUCCAUUAACCCUCUGUGUUAUAGAUUAUUGAUGAAAAACUGAGAGAGAGAUUGGCAUGUUUAUUGAUCACUCUCCAAUCUCUAAACAAAUUCUGCUCUCUGCUCUCAAAUGCAGCUUUUAAAUCAGGCUGCUGAAACAAUACAGUGUGAUUUAUAUCACUAUGUUUUAAUGUGGCACUCUGAGCCCAUCAACUCUGCAAAAAAAACACUUAUAAACCAAUGUAAAUUAAUUAUUUGCAAUGCUAUGACUGCAUCUGUACCUGCAGCGUCAAAAAAAAAACCUUUAACCUCAGAUGUUAGCGAUAAAAUGAAGAGCAUUAACACCAGAUCUCUUGUCCUUGAAUAUUUUAGAGAUGAUUAAUUUUUUUCUAUUCACUCUUGGAGAGCGUACAGUAAAGAGGUCCAUUUGUCUGAAACCUCGCUCCAGGUUUAUUGAGGGUAGCCUCGAAGUCUCAUGUUCAUUUUCCUUUCAGUCAGCACACCAUUGAUAAAAUUCUUCAUCACAGUAAAUAAUCUGGAUGGAAGACGCCACACAAACAGGAUUUGAAGUGGGAGUUAAGACGAGAUAGUGAAAGAUACAGGGAAAGCGAGAGAACGCACAAUACAUGUGCUGUUACACACCACCUGGUGCCUGGCUGUGUGCAGCUUAGACUACCAAUAAGAAGGAGUUUGUGAGUGUGUGAGGGACAUGCAAACACACCAGUGAAACAGAGAAACAAUAAAGUACAAACAAAUCAAAGAUCUUACAGUGUGAAGUAAAAGCACAAUGAUUACAUAUUGAGUGCCUGUGAAAAAAGUGUUUCAGUUUUUUGAGAGUCAUUAAAGGAGCUGAAAUUACAGUGGAUUUAGUGUGGACUCUUGUACGCUGACAAUCGAAAUAAUCGAAUCCUAAUCCCAACAAGGGUACCAAAACAGCUAAAGCCUACCUUGAGUAAAACCCGGGUAACCUUUGGCAUAUUCUUUAAGGAAGUGGAUUAGAGAAAUAUGGUGGAGCUGUGAGGUCUUUUAUAUAUGUGCUUUAGAUGUCUGAAGUUACCAUUAGCAUUAGUAUCAUUAACUAACUGCAAUUUAAAUUACAUGAAUAUGCUCAGUGUACAACCAACGAUUUUUUCAAACAGUCACAAGAUUUUGGUUUGGCAGAUUCAAAAUGAGGUACAUCACGCACUUUAGAUGACAAUGAGUGACUUUAUCUGAGUCAAACUGUGCUGUUUAACAAUAUUAUCCAACAAAUCAUAUACAGUAUGUAAUUUUAGAGAAACAUUAUCUAUAUUUUCAGUUGUGUACAGUAUAAUGUGUACUUAAAUUUAAUUUAAUACUUAAAUUAUAACCUCAAAACCUUAAAUAAAGCAGCAUAUUAUAUGAUUAUUGUCCAAGAAACAAAGAUAUCAGUUUCAAUGUACCUCUGUUUACUGUAUCACUCAAGGAUAAAUGUGCCUUGACUGCACGUGUUAAUCUUCCAUGUGCUUGUAAGAUAAAGGCCAACAAAUGGUUUGCAAAGUAUGCAAACCUUCAGGAAUGGUCAGGUAAUGAACUUUGAAACCUUACAGUUUUUGAGUCAUCUUUAAUAUUGCUUUUCAGACUGAAUGACUAGAUAAGCAGGUCUCGUCUGGAACAUGAGGCCUCAGAGAAAUAUGCUGAAUUAAUUUAAAAGCACGGUCAUAACAACCAUCUUAUCAGCCUGCUCAUCACACUGAAGGUCUCAGUCUAAUGAAGUCCAUGAAUCAUAGGUCAUUAUUACGUAACCUGAAACUGGAUAGACCGUACAGGACUACAGCAAAGAGUUACGUUUGAUGCACAGUUGCGCCUCAGUGAAAGAUUUCCUAUCUUUUUGUUCACUUAUUUUGCAAAUGUUAGUGUGUGGGGGGGAGCAGCAGAUUGUUGUGUGUCAGCCUGACAUUGUCAUAACUCAAGAUCCAAUAUGCAAUGAUCUCACAACUCCAGCUGAGUACCUUUACACACACAUACACACCCAAAAGAAAGUGAGAAAACAAUUUGCACUCAUACAUAGUUUCUCUGCCUGUCUGGCCAUCUGCGCCCCUGCUCUCCUCCGAUGCCUCGUGUCAGCUAAAAUUAACAGAGCUGCAGAUGGUGAGAGCAAGAAUCGCUAAUGACACGUCAGGGCGUCACCUUUCUCUUUCUGUCAUCAUCAACGACGUGUGAAGGCUAGAGACUUUUAAAUCCAGUAUGUCUGCAGAGGAUGAGCUGCUGGCUGUGACACUCUGUCUCUAGCCUUCAACACUCUUUCUGCUCCAUGAAGGGUACAAAUGUGCUUUCAGAAAAAAAAAAAAAAGUGGAUAAGCACAGGGGAGUGGAGGGAGUAAGCACACCGAAUAGCAGACGCUAGCAGAAACAAAUGGAUUGUCGAGGCAGUAUUCUUAUUUACACGGAGAGCUUUUAUAAAACUCAUUGCCUUCGACAUUCACCGAUGCGUGUAGAGUACCGUGAGGCAUCCUCAUAGAUGGAAAGGGUUGCAUUCCCCUGAUGGUUGUCAGUAAUUCACACAAUACUGAAGAGCACCGCAACAGAUACAUCUAUUGACCCACAUUCCUUGUGAUAGUGUUAGCUUUUAUUUUCGUUCACAGCUUAAGUGUUGAAAGUGUUGUUCUCCCACGUCAAAGAAUAGUCUUGGCACUCUUUAUUCAUUGUUUUAUUAUUCCAGUGUUGAAUGCCCUAGAUUGUAUCAAAUGUUUGUCUGUUUUUGGUCCACCACUUCAAUAAACACUAAAAUACCCUAAGAGCUAUAGUAUUGAUUGUAGUUGUUCAUCAUCCUCAUGUGCCAGCAUUCAUGUUUUUAGUACUUUGAUUUGUCACUCAAAGUCCCACUUCGAUUGUUUUUUCUUUUUUACUACUUAAAGUGUUCUCAGAGGUCUUUAAAUUGUGAUUCUGAAGAUUUUACCAAAAAUCACGUUACUUGUGUCAUUUUCAAGGGCUUUUCUUCUGCAGAGCUCCAGUAGAUCAUUAGCAAUUCACCUCCGAGUCGUGGACGGAGACAGCGCUGCUCUGCACACUUUUCUUCGCGCUAGCUUACAGCCUAACAUUGCCGCUGUAGUAGAAAUGGCAGGUAACAUAGCAGCUAUUCAGCUCUCGGACACUAAUGUCUUUAGGAACAUGAUGAAAGCUAACUUCAUGAUUAGCUUUCUUAUGAGCAUUGCAAUCUGCUAGCGCACAUGCUUGUUCUGUGAUCGUCCUCUGAAUUUCUCCUCUAUAUGCAGAGUGUGGUCUGCAUGGCGGGGCUCCAGGGGCAGAGCUUGGAUUGGUUACGUAUGAAAUCUCGCUGUGUUUGAAACUGCCAUUUGGGUCUGCCAGAGAUUCACAGCGAUUUGAAUGAAGAAAUACUCAGAAAAGGAAUUCCGCAUUUAGUUUGCUCAUGAUAUGUCCUGUAGCAUCAGAAAAAUGCCAUAUGAUCAUGUAAAAAACAAGGAAAACAUAAUUUUCAUCAGAGUGGGUCUUUAAUAGCUGUUAAACUAAAAGCACUACUGUCAGCUUAAGAUGCUUAUUAGCACAUCUUUGCCAACAAAACAUGACUUUACACUGAAGCAUUGAGCAUGAUUUCAUGACCAGUAGGUGUUGCUUUAACCACAUUUAAAAGCUAACUAGGGGAAAAAACAUUAUUGCUCCUAGAAGUCUGAUUUUGGCGCAUAUCUACUAGAUAUAUUUAACAAUUACUGUGAGGUUGUGAUUCUGUUUUAUUUUAUAUAAUAUCUGAAUUUGCAGCUGAUGUAUCGUCCAUCACAGCAAGAAACAGGCAAAUGAGGGAGCUGCUUUUACAUGUUCACCAUGUCUUUGCUGCUCUGUUUAGAUCAGUAUGUUGUGUCUAAUUUUGCUUCUCUCAGGUAUGUGUGCUUUAGACUGUUUUGAUUAAUCUUUCCUAAAGUAUGACCCACAGGAACUUCUUAGGACUGGGAACCUUCAGCCAAGUUCAGAGUCUUUAAUGUAAGAAGCCUCAGCAUUAAAGGAGUGAGAUGGACACUGAAAAUCAUUUUAGUCUGCCAUAAUUUGUAUCAGGUGGAUUUCUAUUAUACGUCUCGAGCCUGAGAAGGACAAACAGUUCUUUAACCGUUACUGUCUUCUCAACUUUCUCUUAAGCUCCUGUGGUGCACGAUAACAUUACCUCUAUUUGUCAUGUUUUUACCAUCCGAAAAGAUUACCCUGCUGCUCUUGUCUUUUUCAUCUUUGAACUAGUGCAUAUCCCGCAGCCACUCACUAAAUACAGAAACACUUAUGUAACGCUUUUGUCAGUUUUGUGCUACAUAAAGUUGCAAAAUGGCAGCCUCUGUGGAAGGGGCCUUUCUCUAAGUAUUAGUAUCUAAGUUUAAGCAAAAUGCUUUUCCCAUUUAGGUGAUAAUAUGCUAAUCUGAACACAUUAUUCUUGUAUUACAUUAAUUUGUUUCCACCCUAUAGGAUAAUGAAAGGUCACACACAUCAGUGUUACACAGUUUUCACUAUCUGAUUAAAAUUAUAAAGGUGCAAUGACUUUGGUUGGGCAGUUGUGCAACCACAAUGAUAUAAGGACUUUUAAAAGAUCUUAGUGAAAUUUUACUGCAUGGACCAUGGUCUAAAUUUAGUAGGAAAGAGUUGUUUAAUUCAACAAAAGUCAAUGCUGUGGGGCAGUGCUCUCAGAGUGCUUUGAGUGGUGCUUGUAGAAAUGAACAUCCCUGGUUAGUCAGCUAGGAAUCUGUAGUUGGAAAUUUGCAGGUUUGUUUUUUUUAUUGUGCAUGGUUGAAUCCAAAAUAUCCUUAGUCACUUUGUAAGGCAUAAUAUUUGUGAGCAAUGAUGACUUAUAAUGUCAGCCGUUGGUUUGUCAUGGUCCUGCUGACUUAUUUGCCCUAUCCUCAUUGUUAGUUAUGGUGGCCGAGAACCGCCACUACUGCAAAUUAAAAAAAAAAAAAAAAAAAAAAAAGAAGUCACAACGGAAGUAACUGAUGAAAAAAAAGAAACCCAGGCCAGCUGCAAAUAAAAAAAAGAAAUGGUGCAGAUUUUUUUUAAAAAGGCCACAGUGGAAGUUAACGAUGCAAAAAAAAUUGGUGAUAGAAAAAAAAAGUUACUAACUGCGAAAAUGAAAGGAUGCAAGUAAAAAAAGCCACAACAGGAGUGAACUGCCGUGGACUAAUAAUAAAAAAUAGCGAGGGGUCUGCGUACUUAUUUCUAUGAGUAAAGCAACCGAACUGCACAACUACUGCACUUGAUUCUCCUCUCGUGGGUGGUCUUUUGGGGCGUAGUGGGUUUCCUGUGUUCGCCAAAACUAACACUACACCGGCAUCUUCCAGUUCCUGACAUGGCCUAACAAAAUGACACAUUGAAAAGCGCAUGAAGCGAAAUUAAACAAUAACUACUUACUUCUUUGCUUGUCCUCUCGCCGUCGUCUUCUGUGGUUAGAUCGUAAAACACUGAUGCAUCAUCACGAUUGGUCCCCUGGCAGCUCACUUCUGUUGUGGCUUUUUUAUUUGCAUCCUUUUAUUUUGGCAGUAAGUUACUUUUAUUCUUUUUUUUUUUUUUUUUUUUUUUUGCAUUGCCACUUUUUUGCAUAGUUAGCUUCUGUUGUGGCUUUUUUUUAUCAGCACCAUUUCUUUUUUUAUUUGCAGAGGGCUUUGAUUUUUAUUUUAUUUUUUGCAUCAGUAACUUCUGUUGUGACUUCUUUUUUUUUUUUGCAUUCUUUUUUAUUUGCUGCUGUGGCAGUUCUCGACCACCACAGUUAGUAAAUCUGAAUGGAAACAAAAGGGGCCUUAAAAACAGGCAGAAGGAGACUUUUGGGUUCCUUUUUAGAUGUAGUUCCUGGUGUAAAAAACAGUGAUUUUGGUGGAAACAGGAAUAUUAUUGAACAUACUGUAUCACUGCAACCACUGAAGUGAAGGAAUAAGAAAAGAAAAGCGAGCAUGCUUUUGCUUCAGCUGUAGCUGGAGCGGAAUAACAAAAACAGAGGCUUCAGGAUGAAAGCAUAAAAAUAUGAUGGGCUAGAAUAGAUGCUCUCUCUCUCUCUAUCUCACUCUCGCUCUCUUUCUCUUUCUCUCUCUCUCUCGCUCUCCCGGUGCACGUCAGAGCGUGCGCAAGCAGCGUCCCCGCCCCCCGUGUAGUACACCGCGGCUCCGGCUCUCCAUUCACCACAGUUUACUAUUACAGCCGGACUGGUCGCUUGCACAGGUGCUGCUGUUCUCCUCGUCUUUACGCCGCUGUGGAUUAUCACUGUGUUUUUCAUCAUGCUGGAAGAGGAAGGUAGGAAGACAGAGCCACCAUGAACUCGGGUGUUACAUUACCGGCGACUGUCAUUGUCGUGGACCGUGUAAACUUCAGCCUAUUUGUCGUCCACUCGGUCCAUAUUCAUAUCAUUUACCGGUCUGUGGGGUCUGUGCGGUUCUGAGGAGUGUCAUGUAUUGAUUUUAUAGCUUGGAGUCAAGAAAUAGGUGUUAGAUGCUGAUGCUUUCACUGUAAGGAGUGUCUGUUUUUGUUGCAUUGAUGCUGAAUUCAUCAAUGAACAUUUCCAGGAACCUGUCUAAACAAUAGCUCCUGUAUUUUGUGUAAAAUGCGUCGUGCCACGUCUAUAACUUGUGUAAUUCAGCGGUAGGAGCUGCUAUUUCCGUUCUCUGUUGGUUUUACAUCUCUUUGUCUUGAAUAAUUCAGAAAGUUGUUUGAUCUCAGCAGGGAAUAAACAUUAUACAAUGGAGGCUGGACCACUUUCUCCUCCAGAUUUCACUUCCUCUGCUGAAAUAAGAGUGAUACUGUCCAAAUAUGUGGUUAUGUAAGGUAGAAUGUUGUUUAUAGGCAGAAAAACUUAAAAAUAGACUCAGAAACAGGAUAAAUGUUAGAGAUUUGCACAUAAAAAUCUGGAAAAGGGCAUUUAUCUUCCCCUUAUCCUCCACACUGACAUCCCUACCUUCAUUUAGAGCCUGUCAUUGUUCAUGCAUUAGCUAUGUUUUAGUUGCCAUUUCCUCCAAUUACAUCAAAUUCAGAGACCUGUCAGUUACUGCAAGCCUGAGUUGACAUGAGGUGUCUUACAGCCCAGAGAUGAUAACCCUUGUUUCCGCUAAGAUGGCACAGAAGCCCGCGGUCGGUGCUGCAGGUUAAUGAUGCUGUUAGGCUUUUAACAAAUCUGGCUUUUUUGCUUGACAACACUCUGGACUGGUGCAGUGUUGAUUAAUCUAACGUUGUAGUCUAAUGAGGUGAUGCCGCUGGGUUUUUUUUUUUCCGCGCUGCAGCUGGAAAAGUAGACUGAGUUGAGGUCACAAGUGCACAGAGCAGAACAGAAGAUCUGGUUGAAAAUGAGGACAGCCUGGUGAUGUACGUUGACUCCCAGUCAAGCCCGGAACAUGCUGUAAUUAUUCCCUGCACAUUUGUCUGAAGGCUGGCUUGUUUCAUGCAUAUUUGGAGCAACAGGAUUCAUUAUUUGGCUGUAGUUAAAAAAAAAUUGCAGUGGGGACUUAAGUGCUCUUUUCCUCUCUCUCUCUAUUCCUCCCCCUCUUGUCCUCCUCCUCUGCCUCAUUCAUGUGAAUGGCUGGAUGCUGAGGGCGGAAGUGUGGGCCUGUUGCUAGACACUCAGAAAUACAAGAGUUCCAGAAAACAUGCAUCCGCAUUUAUAGGAUGAUCCGUUUCAAUAUUUUUAUCUUUUGUCUCGGCUCACCCGUCUCAUCCAACCCCGCUCCAUUUUCUCUGUCGUUUUCAGUGAACGGGACGCCGGCCAGCCAGCUCUCCACUCCUCACUCGGGAAAAUCUCCCAGCCCCUCCCCAACCAGCCCAGGCAGCCUCAGCAGACGCCGGGUAAGACCAGAGUACAUACACAAACGCGCACAUUCACACGCUGAAAACUGUCAGCCGUAACAUUUAGUGACACUAAAUCUAUCACACAUCCCUUCUAUGUUCUCAGGAAAAGGACAAAGCUGUCAUCGAGCAUAGGCCAACCACAUCUUAGAGCCGCUAGAAUAUGAAGAAACCACAACACCCCGACAUCUUAUACGUCUCAGAAAGGGGGUGGGGGAUUGACCUUUGACUUCACAGCUGUGCUGCUAUGGGAUAUUGUGAAAGGCAGGCUCGUGUUAGGGUCCUAUAUGAUGUUACGACUUGAAAUUCCUUGUUUUGACGCUGAUCUCUUCCUAUUCUCACAUGGAGAAAAAACUAAACCAUGAAUGAUGCUCUCACUGACUUUAAUGAUUUACUUUCAGUCAGGGAUUUCUGCAUCGUCCUAAUCUAAAGCUGAGACUGAGUCUGUUUCAUUCGGCAAAAGUUGCUUAGCAUCCUCUGUUAGUCACCGAGCAGUGCUUAGCAUUGCGUUUUAUCAUAAAUAAGACCUGAAAGACUGAUGUAGGGUUAUUUUUUUAUCAUGUCAUGUCAUUUUGUACAUGUCCUUUUAUGAAAAGACUUUAGAGCAAACAUUUUAUACUAGUAAAUCAGAUCAUUUCAGCAAUUGUGUCUUCUUAUUUUAAAAUCUGUUAUUGUCCUGGGGUUUCACGAGCAAGAGUCAUGAUUUUUUUGUUUCUGUUGCUAACGUUUAAAAAGAGAGGGUCUGAUGUGUAAACACUCCAUAUUCACUCUAAAACUGGUUUGUCAUAGAAAAUACUUAAGAGAGAGGAGCAUGCAACUCAAGGGAAACUGCACAAGCACGACGAAGUUCACACACAGGCUAGUUGUGCGCGUGUGAGUGUGCGUUCAAGAUCAAAGUAUUUGUUAAUCCACUUCUCGACAGUGAUGAUGGUGAGCUUUUAAUAUCUGCCUCAAUCCUAAUCAGAUGCUGUUUUCUCACAGCAGCUCUUUUUAAUUUGUGGGAGCCCUAAGCCUGCUGCUGAUUUAGUUCCUCCUUAAUCAAACAUACACGCUCGCUUCACCUCUAUUAAAGCUCUCUCUCACACACACACGUGCGCACGCUUCGCUGUACGUAUGGACCUGCCUCCAGACUGCACGUGUCUUGUGUCCGUACUGACUCAAAGUCGCUCCACUUUUCUACCCGGCCAAAUGAGCGCCGCCAUGAUUAAUUUUGUUUAUAUUUAGUUAGUUUCAGCGCAGGGUUCAAGUAUUUUCCAAAAGAGAGAGAUGUCGCAUUUGAUAGGACACAAAAUCGGAUCACAGCUCAUUAUUACACAUGAACGAGUGUGCACGGCUGCAUAUAUGAGCGACUUUAUACGUUAAAAUUAGAAUAGCAUAAAGAAUUCAUCUCUUGGGCUCAGUGGCUUCAAUCUCGUGCUAGAUUUGACGUGCCAGGGAGAAUAAAUGGAUGGUGGAGUCUAGCCCUUAGGCUUCUAAAUCCAUCAGCGGUGAAGUUUUCAUCGAUGUGGUAUGGAGGUCAGUGAGGGCAACAGGAACAGAUCGGAUUUGGGCUGUUGCUGCUGAGAAGAGAACAAGGUGCACUGGAGCUUUCACAGGCAUGUGUACGUAUAAUGGAAGUGGGUCAGAACAGAUUUCCGUGUUGAAAAAAGAAGGAGACUGGCAAGAGUACAGGCCUUUCUCAAGUCUCUUUCUCUUCCUGCUUGCUUGUGUCUGAACAAACACACACAGACUGGUAAUUGAAAAGAGAAAACAGUGCUUAGUUUCUGCUACUCUAAAUCAUUCACCCUUAAACGUCAGGGUUUGAUUAGGUGAAAGAAGAAGGCCAACAAUGUAAUGUGUUGUUUCGCCUGCAUCCCCUUUUCCCAUCAAACAUCAGCCUCCAUGUGUUCGCUUUGUCACGCAAUUCUAUCCUCAGCGACUCCACGGUUAUAUUCGAGUUUCUAAUUUCAGUGUGAAUUCCUCAACUACGGAUUAUUACAGUUUUUGUAGUCUCUGCCACUCCAUGCUAAGCCCGCAAUGGCUCGUCUGGAAAAGAGAGAGUGUGAGCGAGGAAGCCUUUACAGCCCAUUAUCUCCCCUCCUCACUCUGCAGCUUCACACGGUGGUGUAAUUCUCUCCUCCUCUUCUUCCUCUUACUAUCAGUCCUGUGAGCCAUUCUCCCUCCGUCCCUUUCUUCCCUGACAGUUUCUAAUUUCUCUCUCAGUCCGUCUCCCAACCAUUCGCCAGCUCCCUCAUCCCCCUCCUCUCCCCUAUAUGAAAGGGUAUUAACUUUGCAGGGAGUAAAUUAUAUUCCAUCAUUUCCCUUGUAGAUGAGUUCUAAGCUUCUCAGAGAAGUAGGCACCGUGUUUCUGACACUGUGUUUGCACAUUUUCUCUCCUUUUCAUGCGUCCUCUGUGGAAAUGCGCAUGAAUACUCAUAAAUAAGGCGGGCGCACACAAAUCCUUUGAUUGUUAUGCUAACAAUAGCAGGAAAGUACAUUUCUUACUCUGACGCAUUAAAUGAAUCCCUAAAUUUCACCAAUGUAUGACUCAGAAAUUCCCCGCAGACUGGAACUUUAAUAUCUGCCUUACCUUAUCAAGAGAACAUAUUUUAAGAAUAAAUAAAAUACUUCUACUUUCAGCUACUAAAGCCACAAUAAAUCAAUAUUCUUAGCAGCCGCUGAGCCUCUCUGACCUACUAUGCCAAGUGCUGCAUUUGAAUAGUUCACCUCACUGGACCCUGCAUUUAAACACUUAGAGGCACUUUGCUGCCUGAUGUAGGUUGCUUGUACCACUCAGACCAUCAGAACCUAUUUCCCCAGGCUGAAUAUACUCGUGUAGCCGUGCACUGUGGCUCUUUUCUUCCCUUUUUUUUACUCUUACAUGACUGCAUGCACACUUAGAUCUUCAUGGGAAGUGCACAUGCAUCGCUUAGAUGGUCAUGUAUGCGUCAGAAACAACAUUUUUAGACAUACUAUUUGUGCACAGCUAGCAUGACGCACACUCACACGUGUUUUUUUAUACAUUCAGUGCAUGCGAGUGUGACCCAUUUUUAUGAAUCAGCAACAGAGGCAUGAAAGAACGGUCUGCAUUCAUAGUAAUUUAUCACUCUUUUCGCCUCAGGGUCACUCACGCUCACUAAAGGCGACCUAAUUUCCCAUAUUUGUAUUGAUUCGAUAUUUUGAAUAAAUCCUACACACAUGCACAGAAGCAAAAACACCCCUAAUUUUGCUUUCAGUCAAUAUUCGAACCUCUCUUCUGUCCUUUGGCUCCAUUAGAUGUGACAUAAAAAAGCAGGGAGGGAGAGAAAUCAUUAAAAAAAUGACAACACAUGGAGAGUAAUGAGCGACAGAGAGACAAACAGAAGGUUUAUGUUGCCGAUACAACAGCUGCCAUCCGGUCAGGUAGCAGCGUGUGAGAGACAGAGUGUACUGAUUGUCAACCAGAGUGUGUCACCUUCAUCCUCCUCUCACCGUUGACUCAUCUCUGUCCAUAAUCCAUUGAAUUGCAUGCUCCAUCUCUCAUUAUUGUCGUCCAUAUUGUUUGUCGGGUGAUUCACAAUUAAAUAAUGUGUGUGUGUGCGUGUGCAUGUAAGACUGAAAUGAAUGUUUGUACCAUGAAAUGUUAAUUAUUGUCUCAUCUCAUCCACAUGAAUGUUGUUACUUAAGAUUGUAUUUGUUUUUUUUGGCUGUUUUAUUUCUUAUGUUCAUGUUGUGUUGAUGUCAUGACAUAGUUUAUCUGAUUUUUAUUCCCAAAAGACCGGCUGCAUCACAUGAGAAAACUGUGAAUCUAAAAACUGGAAAUGUCUUUUUUGCACAAGGUUACAGGGUACAGUUUUUUUUUGCACUGCGAUUUACGUAAGAGUAAGAUAUGCAAAAGUGAAAAUUAUGCGUCUUUGGUUAGAGGCACAUUGAAUUUCAUAACGCGGUCCAUCAUCCAAGUUUUAUAAUCCCAUCAUAUGAUGCUGCCAGCUCUUUUCGGCUCAUUUGUUUCUGUUUGUAUUUUCUUUGUUUAAUGUAUUAAUUUCCAUUUGUUGAUGUCAUCAUUAAACUCAUUGUCAUUUCAUUUUCAUUUUGUGCUCCUUUUUUUUUCCUCCCCCUCCUCCUCAUCCUCCUCAUCUGGGUCAUUUGUUCAUCACAACAAAAACAAACACUUCCUGUAGAUGCUAACGAUUGUCUACAUAAACACAUUUAUCACGUUUAUUCUGCUUUUGUUAAACUUUUGAGUGUUUUCAGCAGAACACAAAACUCAAGGGUGUUUUCAUCUCCGUCUCCUCACUAUUUUCACUUUCUUUGGUUGAUUCAAACUAAGUCCUCCUCCUUUUCUAAUUUCCAGAAGCGUUUAAUCAGGUUCUUCGGGAUUGCUGUCCUCAAGGGUCGUGAUUAGAAAAGUCCCCGAUGUCCAACUGGCAGAGCAGAAAGCCUCAACCCCCUCAGUGUUGAUCCUUUCGGAUGACAGUCAAGUAGAUUAUGUUUCCUGUCUGUCUAGACUCCAAAAUAAGAGCCAAGAAAUAUUAUCCCAAGUACCUUGUGUCCUUGAUGAGAAGCAGAGGAGGAACUUGGGACUGAACAAAGUACCCAGUUCCCAUCCAAUCUUAUUAGACGUCUCCACAGGAGCAAACACCAAUAAAUCCUCCAUUUGCUUGAUACCGUGUUACAGCCAAAGUGACAAGAAAAUGCUGCCGGAGUCGAGCUUUGGCUCAGCCUGCAGGACAGAGAAUAAGAAGGCUUUGGGAUGCGUCAUAAUAAAAAAAAAUCAAAGAGAAUCUGCAACAUUUUUAACCACGAAAAGACUUUCCAUUCAACCCCAGAAUAAAUUAUGUCAACCUCUUCGCAGAUGAUGCUCUGCUGUGAGGUAAAUCAUGAACAUCCUGUUUAGCUGACAUUUAUGCGCUGAUCAGUAUUCAGCCACUGAGUGUUGCCCUCACCGGUUAGAAGAGCAGUGUCUGCAGCUGUGAUGCAAAGCUCUGUCAGUGUGUUUUUAGUGCAGUGAGUCAUAGCGAGCAGAAACGUAGACCUAUAGGAAUAGUGAAUGUUGUGUUGUGCAACAAGAUAGCUUCUGCCAACUCCAAUGAUCCGUAUCAAGCAUUCCCAAAAUCCAUACAUCCUUUUUUUCUCUCUUUCUUUUUCACCUUUUUUUCUCUCUUAUUCUGUCCCUCCAUCUGUCUUGUGCUUUUUCACACAGGAAAGAGAGACACAGUGUUUAUAGAAGGUUGCCUGCAGACAGGAACUGGCCAUAUAUAGGGGUCUGUCUCCACACUGGAAGUCUCAUAAGCUUCCUCUCGAUUUCUCUCUCUCCUCUCUGUGAGCAGUUUCUAUAGCAACAGUAUUUUGUUUCCCUCGGUGGCAGGAAGGGAGAGGAGAUAGGAGUUCAAAACGAGAAUAGCGAGAGAAGAGGACAGGGCUGGACCAGAGAUAAGGCCACAAGGGAGGUUAAUAAACGAGUCUGGGUGAGACAACAGAGGAGUGCAAUAGAGGAAGUUUCGGAGAUAAAGCGCAGGAGGGUCAUCGGCUUUAGAUGCAUUAAGUGGGGGGGAUACUUGUUCUUGGAUGAGUGCCUGAUGAAAGCAGCAUUACAUAAACCAAAUUCAGGCUGACUCAGAGCUACAGUCACCUGGUCACAGCAGUGGAGACGAGGGAAAAAGAGCUGACGACUACUUUGGCAGAGAUGUAGGGCAGCCCAGCUCUGUAAAUAGUUUCAGUCAUCUGAGUAAUUAUGAUGGGUUGAAUUUUUCCUCUCGCUGCCAUAACGGCCAGCUAUACAGACUAUAUCACGAACUGACUGAACACCAUAAAGGAGAGAGGUUCAAAUGAGGUAGUUGAGAGCGUCUUAUAAAUGUCUUACACAAAUUUGUCUUUUGUUAGAGCAGUGAGAUUAUUUUAAAUUAAAUAAAAGAAUAUAAAACAGCAUUUCUCUGUUGAUAUAUGAUAUAUUUAACCAAAUAUUAUAGUCACUGUAUCGGAAAGUGCGACUCCAACUAACGUUUGACCGCUCAAGAAACUGUGAAAGAGGUGAAGUUGAGGUCAAAGCCUUACUGCAAGACCUGCAGUAAGUUUUUUUUCUCUUUAUUUUCAACACCAGAGUUUCCAGGUGAUUUAGAGACAGUAUUAAGGCACACCUCGAGAAGACAAGCCAGGGCUCUCUGUUGAGAUCUGAUUGAUCACCCCUGAUGGUCCCCCCAAAAUUCCUAAAGUACGAUGGCUAUCUGUCUCAUCAGAGGCAAUUUUAAAACCCACUGUUUGGGCUGUGGCUGCUGAAAGCCUUUAUUGGAUUUCAAUUUGGUUCAUUUCCUUUUGUUAAGACUUUAAAUUAUGCCUCUGGACAACCAUCUUUUUUGGAGUCUAUAAAGACCAGAGAAAUAUGCACAGGAUGAUAUAACAUCUGAUGACUAAGGGAACCAGAAAGGGUCAAUAAGUGCCAGUCUUAGUUUCUUCAUACUGGUCAGACCUCUGGUAAUAUCAAGCUUUUAUCAAGCUGUAGUGAUGUACUGCUAAAAUUCCUUGGUGCCAAAUCUUGCACCCAUCAUAGGGUUACACAAACUCGCCUGGUUAUUAUCACCACAGUGGCCUGCAUCCAUUAUUUCAGCAACACUCUGAGGAUCUCUCAUCUCCUCGAAAGGUGCCAGGAGAGUAUGUGUGAGUCAUACAAUGUGUUAUGAAUUCAUCAUGAGAGCGUUCAAAAGAUACACCUGCCACUGAAAUGACAGACUAAAGAAAGAGUGUAUCAUCAUCAUCAGCCAGACAGCAUUAGUCAGAGGAAAAGCCACUGACAAAUUGCUGGUGCUUUGCUGUCUCUGGGUGUUACAUUUCUGGCAAGUCGCAAAUCAAGACUGGCUCAUGUGUUACACAUGUAGUCCAGACCGUUUACAGCUCAAACUGCACUCGUUAAUAAUUCACAUCAGCUCGGGGGUCCGCGUUUUAGUGAGAUUGUGCCCAAAUCCCCUUUCAUCAGCCAGGUUGCACAAGGCUGGAAACCUUCAGAGUGUGAUAAUCUUUCACAAAUAAGAUUCCAAAGAAAGUGAGAAAAAAUAGAUAUUUAUCUUCUAAAUGAAGGGACCCACUGUUCUUUUAAAAGAUGCAACAUUAUAUAAGACUAAAUUUGUUCUUGAACAGCAGAAGAUGGACAGGAGUAGAGGAAUGCCAGGACUAGAGGAAUCUCAUUUACAGUCUCCACUAGGUCCUCCCUACCCUCGCUGCUUCCAUGACAACCAGACGGAAAGUUAAAGAUGGAGGGCGUAAUGAGUUUUUGUCUCGAGAUAGUUGCAGACGCUGCAUCUCAGCAGCUCUCUUUUUGACUUAAUGACCUCCCAUACUUACAAACCGGAUGAAAAGCAGUGCUCAUCCACCUUCAUUAGUGUCACCCAAACCUGUGUUUUUAUGUUUCAUUGAAGGCAGGAGUGAGUAGGUGUAAUUAUACAGGUAUUACUUAAGGGUCUGCGAAUGGAAAAAAGAGCUUAUUGGGAUGCACUCAUCUGUUCAAUGUGGACACACACAGGUGCUUAGCUGAGUAAGUAGGCGGUUUGUAUUCAGCCCAGUUCCUUAAGUAAAUCUGAUCAGGCUCUUGAGCUCAGUGUACACAGGCUAGAAUAACACAGCUGACAGACAUGCAAACACAAAAGCAGACUUAAGGAUGCUCUGGGGAUAGGGGGGGCUGCAUAGGAGCCGUCACAGGAAGGACUGUUUCUUUGUAAAGUGUGAAGUUACCUUUAAACAGAUUAAAAAUGAAUGACUCCUCAUUUCCUCUCUGUGCAGGGUUCCCAGGGCUCUUCCACCUCGCUGUCUUCCACUAAAGUGUCCAGCUCAGUGGAAGACGGGGAUGGAGUUGUGAAUGAAGGUGAGAAAAAGAUGUAUGUUACAAGAACAGCCCAUCUGUCUAUCAGCGCAGUGUGCAAAGGCGGUGUACGUGCGAAUAUCAUGCAUGUAUGAAUCAUGUCUAUGACCUUAUGAUGCAUCACUCUCUCUCUCUCUUCCUCGCCCACCUCUACUGUCUGCAUGUUCUUUCGUUGAUUUGUACUUUCUGUUUUCAUUGCUUUGUUUCCAUGCAUCGUUUGGCCUCCGAUUCCAAAAAUCUGUUGUGUUGAGUUCCUCCUCCUGAACUUUCUUCUUCUUCUUCCCUCUAGCUGAAGUUGUAGUCGACGAGGUUCCAGCUGUGCCAUCCUACAUAUCAGACCGCUACAAGGUGGGACGCACGUUGGGCGACGGAAACUUCGCAGUUGUCCGGGAAUGCGUGGAGCACUCCACAGGACGGGAAUACGCUCUGAAGAUUAUCAACAAGGGGAAAUGUAGAGGCAAGGUAAACUACGAAACAUGAGAAUAUACAAGGUUUCUUAUUUAGUUAGUGAAACAUGUCCGACAAAGAGCUUUUGUUCUCUAAAAUCAGCUCAAUAACUACAUUUCAAGACAACUCCGCAUUGAAAAUAUUCUUCUAAAUGUUACUAUCUACCUGUUACUUUUCUGUCUUGUUCUUAAAAGAUAUGUUUUGCAUUAUUGAGGCCAUAUUCUUGUUUCUUCAGCUGCUCAGCCAUUUCUUUCCCCAGCUAAACAAACAAUCUUGUUUGCUUUUAGACAGCAUGACAAGGCACCAAUAUCAAUUUUUGUCCAUUUCAUUAACAUUAAAAAACUCCUCAUAGGUGCUUUAAGUCCAAAUUUUAGACUGGAAGAGGGUCUCAAGAUCAUAUAAAACAAAAUUUACAAAUUCCAGGGGCAGCAGAGCUCUCCUUUUCAGCCAAUCUAAUCCAUUUCUUGUCUAAUUUCAGGAACACAUGAUCCAGAAUGAGGUGGCCAUCCUCCGCAGGGUCAAACAUCCAAACAUCGUUCUGCUCAUUGAGGAGGUGGAUACAUACAAUGAACUCUAUCUGGUCAUGGAGCUGGUCAAGGUGUGUAGCCUUUUAAUCUCAUGUAUCUUUGAAUUAUUUGCAGAAAUAUCAGAGAGUGUCAGAAAAUACGCUGUAUAAUAAGCAUUUGGUUUGGUGGUCCGUAUCUCCAAUCUGUGAGAGGGCAAAAACACCAACAGAGAAAGAACAUUGAGCCUGUGAAGCAAAUGAUAAAUUCCAACCAGUCACUCAGUGUGGGACAGAGGGAACCAGUCUGUGGCCGCGAGCGCUCGUGUGUUCACAUUCUUUAUUCUCUCUGGCUCUCUGAGUCAAGAAAUGUUUGUGCAUAAUUCAGGAGCCAGGAAUGUGAUCCAUCUGUUCGCGUUGUGGUGUGGAGUACUACAGAAUAUAGAUGAGAGGCAAUCUGUGGAAGAGAUGUGAGCGUGUCCAAAGUAGGAGGAUCGAGUGGAGGCUGUGGAUGAAUGAGGUGGAAAGAGCCGCUGCGAGGAUGACGGGGACCAAGAGCUGGAGAAGAACAGAUGGAGGCUUUAAAAGGGGAGGAAAAUAGUAAAAGCAGCAAGGGGGAAAGAGGGAUGAGAGAAAAAUGUGGUGGAACGUGCAGAGUAAAGGGUUUCUACUGGCUUCAAGAUCCUUGAUUUUGAUGGAGAUGACUCUGUGAAGCAUCAUCAUGAUUCAAUGUGACAAAGUUCAUCAAGAGAAUUUGUAUGAAGCUGUUGCAAAGGAUUUCUCUCCUGUCUAACUAGUUUGGAUAGAUGCAGUCUACAAUUAUCCAGCUCUAUGUAUACAGGAGGUGUGAUGUUUUGGCGUCCACACUCUGUAGUGGAGCUAGAGGUGAAAAUUGACACGUCAGGCACCGAGCAAAAGAAUUUCACAGCUCUCAUGUUUAAGUAACUGUUGCUUUGCAGGUCAGACUCUCACUGAAUAUGCUGGCAGAACUACAGAGAUUCAGGCCUAUUUUUAAGCCGUGCUCUACUUAGUCUACUCAAAGAGAGGGGCUUAGAGAGGAUGCAUGAGAGAGAGAAAAGUUAGAAGAGGGCGAAACUCAUCCCACAUGAAACGUGUGAAAAGCUUUGACAAACAGAGAAACAGAAGUCGGAGAGAAAAGAGGAAAGAGUGAAUUAAAGCGAGAAGUUAAAAUGAAAGGGAAAUAUUAAAGACACGAGGAGGAGAUGUUUAAACUGAGACAGAAAAUGAGGACAGAGUUUACCCCUCCAGCUGCUGAGCAAUGGAAAAUCAUGGCUGCUAAAAUCAACUUUGCAGACGAAAAACUCUCCUCAGCGGAAAAGACGAGCAACUUUUCAAACUUUGGAUCUGUCAGGUUCUGUUUCACAUUGUUCCUUAAUGCUGACAAUCCACCCAUCUGUCUGUAUGUCUGAACAGGGAGGAGAUCUGUUUGACGCCAUCACCUCCGCUAACAGAUACACAGAGAGAGACGCCAGCGGCAUGCUCUACAAUCUAGCCAACGCCAUCAAAUACCUCCAUAGCCUCAACAUUGUGCACAGAGACAUCAAACCAGAGAACCUGCUGGUGAGUACUAAGAGAGUGGGAAUAUACUGUAAACAUAGUCAUGUAACAUGCCGCAGUAUAGCCCCCCUCUCUCUCUCCCUCCUUUCUGAAUGAACUGUGAAGUGGUAUCACUCUGGACACUCAGAGGAGAUGGUGACUCAUACCUGCUGCCCUCACACCACCCGCACACUCCUUCUCCCGCGUCUUGCUUAUGCUUUCCCUCCUUUCUGCCAACCUUCAAGAUAACUUCUCUCCAUGUUCCUCAAAGAUGGUUGGACCAGAUUCAGACUUGACAAAAAUAUUUCAGUCCAGAGCUAUCAGACUAUCAGAGUAGCUGCGGUUGUCACAUUCGCUCCUGCUGGCCUGAGCAAGGGUCAGAUGUUCCUCUACCAUGUCUUCCUUUUUGCUCUUUUACUGUUUAAUUAAACAAGAAAUGCUGAGGUUUAAUACACUGCAACAAAAGCAAAGUUUUCCCACAAUUUGCUUCUCGAAUGGGACAUUUUUAUUUAUUGUUGGAGUUUCUAAUUUGGACUGUAAUGAAAUGUGUCUCAUAAUGAAAAGGAAACAAAAACAACAGUCAAUAAUGUAAGAAACUCUGGCCAAAACCUCAGCUAAAGCUCCCCUGGAUUUUUAAGUUGGUUAAUGUUUAGAUUGAAUCAAAGCUCUUGUGAGGAACCUUCAGUAUGAGUCAAUUUUGGUGCUCCCUGUAGACAAAGCAGUCUGCUUAUCUUGCCCUCUACAUGCUUUAUUGGUGAUUUUUUGUGCCUAAAGUCUCAUUAUGCUGACAUUAGACAGUCAAAUAUACUAUUUAUUGUGAAAAUUUUAUGGAAAUCAUUAUAAAUUAGCAUAAAGAAAUCAGCAAUCUUGUCACUGAUGGUCUUGUUCACUUUUGGCCGCAAUGUGAAAUUCAGUCUAUUUCAUAAACAUUAAAAAAAACUCUUUGUAGUAGCUUUAAUCUUCUUUGUUAGUUUCAAACCCUCAUUUAUUGAUAUUUUUUAGCCACACCAGGGCAGCAUACCAGGCAGCAAAGACAUGCUAGCAAACUGUUCAAUUAACUCACCAUCUGUUCACAAACCCGUCGGCACAUGAAAACACUAGCAUUUAUUUACAGGCAUAUUUAUAGCCACCUGGAAAAUAUUCGCUGUCGUUUUUGCUCUAAUUUCUGUCUCUACCUAUUUCUAAUGGAAAUGUCUGACUCUUUAAGCACUAGUUGUUCCGUUGUUUGCUAAACUGUUCACCUUUUGUUGCUUAGAGGUGAGUUUUUAGCUUUUUGUUUGACGCUGAGAGGGAGCUAAAGAAAAGUUGUCGUGUCAAGCUAACUCGUGCAGGAUUUGAAUAUUGUCAAGCUCUGGCGCCCUCCUGUGGUGAUUUAAAAAAAAAAGACAGUGUAGCAGGCAGCAUUGCAUAACUGUGCUCUCUAAAUCUCUACAAAGAUUUGACAAACAGACACAGAGAAUAAAAAGCUCAGACUCCUCUCUAGAACAUUAAAAUUCUUCAAACAAAAUCAAAAUGAAUCUAUACGUGAUUAAAAUACCCAGAAAUCCUUUAAGUUUGAAUGUGGAAACACAUCUCCUCUGUAGAAAGUUAAAAAUUCACAGUUUAUGCCACAGUCAUGAUCACAUUGAUAGCAUUGUUGUAUGUGUGUUUUCUCCGUGUUCAGGUCUAUGAGCAUGCAGACGGCAGUAAAAGCCUAAAACUGGGAGACUUUGGUCUUGCAACUGUGGUAGACGGACCCCUCUACACUGUCUGUGGGACCCCAACUUAUGUAGCACCUGAAAUCAUUUCAGAAACAGGGUAAGAGACACACUUCCUGUUGGUCUUAAAGGGAAACACUGACAGGCUGUGCUUUUAAUAGAGUGAAUAAUCCUUUGCAUGAUCACUUUAACUCAGUUUAUUGAUUUUACCAUGAUUUGAAAAUAUACAAAUUAUGUAUCUUUGUACAGGUAUGGCCUUAAGGUUGACAUCUGGGCAGCUGGAGUCAUCACCUAUAUUCUACUGUGUGGUUUCCCACCUUUCCGAGGGUAUGUCCACUGCGUAUACAUGCUGAUAUUUUAAUGUCCCAAUAGGGUGAAUCAGAGCUGUAUUUUCUUUAAGUAAAAUCACCUAAAUGUGAAAAUGUCAUUCUGUUUGCAGGAGCAAUGACGAUCAAGAGGUGCUCUUUGAUCAGAUCCUAAUGGGACAGCUAGAAUUUCCUCUACCGUACUGGGACAAUGUGUCAGAGACGGCAAAGGUACACAUCUUUUUCUGUUUAUGGUGGAUCGACACGUCUUUGAGAAAACCCUGUAAAUAAAAGAACAAAAAUUCACUGACUUAUUCUUGCUGCAGGAGCUGAUUAGAUCCAUGCUGGAGGUCGAGGUGGACCAGAGAUACUCUGCCCUCCAAGUGUUAGAGCACCCUUGGGUAACUGUAAGUACUGUUUUGACUGAGCUCAUUAAAACUCUUACACUUGUUUUCUUGUGUACAAAGACCGAUGAAAGAUUAAAGAUUUUUUCUUUUCUCUAUCAGGAUGAGGGUCUGUGCGAGAAUGAUCAUCAGCUGUCUGUAGCAGGGAAGAUAAAGAAGCACUUCAACACCAGCCCAAAGGUCAACGACACCACUGCAGGAGUGUCAGUCAUUUCCGUAAGUUACUACUGCUGGAAACCACAAUACCCAUGAUUCAACUGGUCUAAUAGUUUUGUACAGAUUCUGAUAAAUAUAUAUAUAUAUAUAUUUACUUUAUUUUAAGUCAGUUGUAUUCUCUCCUUUUUUAAACAGAUACAACUUUCAGAUUCUGGUUCUCUUUUUUCGAUGAACUGGUGUUUAGAUUGAUUUUACUGGUUUCUCUUUGUGUUCAGUUGGAUGACAGCUUUUCUAUGCAGAGAUCUGGGUCGUUGGAUUUCUACCAGCACCCGGCCAUGUACUGGAUAAGGUACGCCAGGUUUCCAUAGAGACACAGCCAGUUAGUCGGUCAAAACCCAGCAAAUAGUGUCUCUCCUCUUCGCUGUACACGGCCUCGCUUAUUGGCUGCUGCUUCUGCUGCGUUCACAGCAUCAUGUUGUCGCCGCUCUGUUGUCUUUGUGCCUGGCUUUUUGAUUUGUCUCCCCUUCUCUGGAAAUGCAUAUUCCUCCCAGUAUAUGCAUUGUUGUUGUCAGUGAUAUUUCAAACCUUGUCCUCUCUGUUGUGCUGCUGUGUAUCCCUGUCGCCUGGAUUUCACUGCUUAUGCAUCAGGAGGUGGAGUUGCCCAUAUGGAUGUUCCCGUGUCUGUUUCUUCUGAAUGUCUCUGUUGAACAUUUACUCUGAAACAAUCUUUUAUACAUAGUAAAACAAGUCUGUGUCGGUGAGAUUUCAAGUAAACCAAGUUUUUCAGUAUGUUUUUUUAUUGAUUCCCUGCACCCUGCCUUGCUGCCUCUACUUAUAGCAUGGCUUGCUUUUCAUCUGCGAUUGUCAAAACUGUUUUCUGGAGGACCCAAAGAUUCAUGAUUACCAAAAUGUACGGUGGAAUUCACUGAAUGUUUUUUAGUAAGUUGAUGCCAACAAGAGAGGUUAAUAUCAGGCUUUGAUUCAUUGGUAGCAGAAGAUAGUAUAUACUUUUAAAUUUUAAUGUUAUUUGGCACUAAAGGUCGAUUAUAAACAACAAAAAGACAAAAUGUGAUUGGAUACACAGACACUUAAUGAUUUCUAUCUGGAGAUGGCAAACAAAGAUCAUGAGUCAUUAGCUAAGCCAAACAAGAGUUAACAUCGGCAUUCAGCGAAUGACUCACUCAUGUCACUUACAGUAAAAGGGCUUUAAAAAUGUACAAGUGUACAAGACUCUCUCGGUCCUCCACACUGUAUAAAACUCUGUGAAACCCGAUUGUUACAUCAGGGGGGUUUAUAUCAUUCUCCUGUUCCUGUCUCCUUCAGGCCACCCCUUUUGAUAAGGAGGGGCAGGUUCUCAGACGAGGACGCCACCCGGAUGUGA